Messenger RNA from Pelobates cultripes (western spadefoot toad), 62697 nucleotides. NCBI's taxonomy places the organism in Eukaryota, Metazoa, Chordata, Amphibia, Anura, Pelobatidae. The record is from the annotation of a GenBank genome assembly.
GUUUCAGUAAGGAAAUACAGUCGCGAAUAAUUUACAAGGUCGUAUCUGUCUCAUGUGAUAGACUGAACCUGAGAUAAGAAGGAGCAAAGUGUUACAUCCGUAUAACAGUCAGUGUUCUUCUUUUACCAUUUUGUUGGCGUACACAGAGGGGAAGCAUGGAAAAGGUAAGGGGAGAAUACUACCGUGAAUCUCUAGAAGAACUUAUUUAAUGGGUAUUUUUACAUUGUUAUGGGAAAUAUACAUUACAGGAAGCACAAGAAAAAAAUAAAAUAAAUUAAACAACAUACUCUGAGGUUAUUUGCAAAUAAAAAAAAUAAAUAAAAAAUAGAGCAAUAACCAUUGCAAACAAUUGAAUAUUUCUGCCCAGAAUUUUUACCUAGAAUUUUUCUUUUUACGUUGCCCUCUAUCCUGAUGCCUUCUCUAGAAAACCCAGUACCUGUUUUAUAGAGCUGAUUUACGCAGCAUAUAAUACAUGUCCAACUGCUAAUCUGCUUCACUCACACCUUAUUUGAUUGCUAUUUCCUGUCCUAAUGUGUUUUAUACCACACCUCCUGUAGACUGUAAGCUCAUUUGAGCAGGGCCCUAUUCAACCUAUCGUUCCUGUAAGUUUCUUGUAAUUGUCCUAUUUAUAGUUAAAUCUCCUCCUCUCAUAAUAUUGUAAAGCGCUACGGAAUCUGUUGGAGCUAUAUAAAUGGCGAUAAUAAUAAUAAUUAGAAUACUGGCUGUAAUUUUAUUUUUUAUAUAUAUCUAAGCAAGUAUAAACAGUUUGAAUAGUUUACAAUUCAAAUAUUUCAAAUAUUUUAAUUUAUUUUCAUUACUUUCAUUCAUUAAUGAAAACAAAAACUAUAAAAAAAGAUUAUCUACAAUUUGUCGUCAUGGCAAUAAAAAGAAAAGCCAUCAUGUAAUCCAAUGAACAAAAUUAUCCUCAAUGGUCUUUAUCUUGAAAUGUUGGAUAUAGUGAAUAAUUUAUAGAACAGUUUGCAUGUAAUCCUAUAUGUAAGUAUCAGGGCUGGGCAUUGGAUAGCCGGGGACCAAAGUGAGGGGGGAGCAUGUUAUGUCAUCACCAAUGACAAGCACACUGGUACUGCCCUGCAUCGGCAGGCAGGGGAGAUACUUUAAUCUUUCCCAUUAAUCACAGGUCCCAGGAUACAAAUAAUAUGACUUUCAAAAGUUUUAAGGUCUGCUAAUAUAAGCCUUAAGGGGACCUUGCACUGUCCAAAAUUAAGCAGUGUUUAGUUGAUAUACGCUAUAUAUCAGCAGUUAUUAUAGUCUUUACCCACACCAUGAGUCGAGACUACAUGUAGGGGUUAAACAGAACUCACUUUAUUGCAGCUGUGCAGAGGUAGUUAUACCCACAGAGGGACAUUUGCAUACAAUAGGGUAAUUAACAGUACACACAGUUCCUCUUCCCAUAAGUCCUUCUUUUUCUUGCUGUAAAUAACCCUCAGCCCCACAAAAACAAACAUUCCAUUUUGUCCAUAUAAUUACAACACGAAACAAGAAAGAUCCCUUGUAAAACUCACAGCCUAGCAAGAGGAACCUCUAUCUUGCAACCCUAGGUCCAUGACACUCCUCCCCCAGUUCACAAUACGGCAGAUCCGGUGAGAUCCUCAUGGGUCCGCCUGGGGCUGUCCGGGACAAACACACAAGUCUCUUAUCGUUCCGGCUGGUAGCAACAUGGAACAAAAAAGGUCCCUUGUAAAAUUCACAGCCAAGCAAGAGGAACCUCUACCUUGCAACCCUGGGUCAAUGACACACAAAAAACCCUUUCCUUUGCCUUAGACUAAAUCUCCAUUCUUCCAGUCUAAAUGCGUGACCUUGUGACCUUAGUCCUAUUUAUGAACAGAUUUCCAGACAAUGGUUUGUAUUUAAAUUUGCUAACCUUUUGUCAUAACUAAAAUGUUCCAUUCCUUUUAUUAAUUUUGUAGCUCACCUCUGCACUUUUUCUAGUGCUAUACUAUUCUUCUUUAGACCUGGCAGCCACAAUUGCACAGUAUAUUUAAGGUGUGGUCUUUCAAGUGAUUUAUAAAGAGGCAAAAUUAUAUUUUCAUCCCAAGAAUGUCCCUUUUUAUAUAUGACAAUACCUUACCGGUUUUAGCCACUGCAUAUUGUUGCCUAGUUUGUUGUCUCUAACAAUUCCCAAAUCCUUCUCAUGUGUUGUUAUCUCUAAUUCACUACAAUUUAGGGUAUAAGUUGCUUGUGCAUUCUUAUCCCAAAAAUGCAUAACUUUGCAUUUUUUCUACAUUAAAUUUCAUCUUCCAUUUGUGUGCACAGUUCCCCAAUCUAUCUAAAUCCCUCUUCAGCAAAGUAAUACCCUGCUCACAUUGUAUUACUUUAUAGAGUUUUGUGUCAUCUACAAAUACUGAAACAUAACUUUCAAUACCCAGUUCAAGAUCAUUUAUGCUAAAUAGAAGCAGCCCCAGAACAGAACACUGUAGGAUGCCACUUACCACUUGUCAGGGUACCUUGUAUUAUGUACAACAUUGCUUAACCUAGGGGACCUCAGCAGAGGGUUGGGGACAUUCCACAUGGUCCCCCUCCUCUCUCCAGUGGUCCAAACACCGGCUGCUGUAGCUCUGCCCCAUUUUAUGAUGUGGUGUGUGUGCACUAACGUCAGAGCGACAAUGAAAUCACAGCUUGCCAAAAUUUGUGAAUUCUAACAUUUUGGGGGCGCGGCUAUAAAAUUAGUGCCAGGCUAUAAAUAGUUUGCUGGGUCCUUGUCCUGUUGUGGAUCUGUUUUGGUUACCAAAUAGUGCAUUAAAUUCCUCUCAAUGGAUUUCUGAUUUUGAUCUUGGCUAUUACUGACUAUUCUCCUAUCUAUGACUCAGCUAUUGUACCUCAUAACUCCUGAUUUCUGGUUUCCCCGACUCUGGUUUGUCCCCGGCACUUCUCUGUCUUUUGUACACGAAGCCUGGCCACUCCAAGGUCCGAUAUAUCAUUGUACACUGCGUGUUGGAUCUCUCUGUAUACCUGACAUCACUAUUGUCCAACUUGAACAUUUACCAUUUAUGACAACUCUCUGUAUUUUAUCUUUAAGCCACUGUUCUAUCCAAGAAAACAAUUUUUCAUCUAGACCAAUUUCCUUUAGUUUGAACACUAACCUAUUGUGGCAAUAUCCAAGUAGAUCACAAUCACUACAACACCCUAAUCUAUACUUCUACUUACUUCUUUGUAAAAUUCAAUUAAGUUAGUUUCACAUAAUUCAUGUAGAUUUUUGCAAAUAACAAUGUUGUUCCAAAUAUAUUCCUGAAUAUUAUCGCUUAAUAACCUUUCAAAUACUUUCCCAGCCACAGAAGAUACAACUGAUUUACCCCAUGGUUUAGAUUUAGAAAUUACUGAAUCACAUUCAUAUCACACAGAAAAAUAGUUUGAUGCAGAAUGUAAAGUAAUCGGCAUUCACUAGCUGAGAAUAGCCUUUUAGAUCCUUGACUACUUUAUGAUACAUUCAAAUGUGAAUUCCUAGCAUUUUGGGUGGUUCUAUCACUAUCAAGAUGUUCUACCCCAAGCAUGUCAAACUCGCGACCCAUAAUGGACAUCUUUGCAGCCAGCGAGCCACGAGUACAUGCUUAGUGUUAAAGCAGAGUAGGCACCUGCUAUCUCCACAUUGCAGGUGCCUACUCUGUUAAAUUUUACCCGGCUGGGAGGAGAGGUCGCUGAAGGAACUCAGUCUUUCUGCUCCUCACUGCUCCCUCAUGCAUGCCGUCUGUAGUGAUGCUGGGUGCCAGAAUAUGACGUCACAUUCCUGCACCCGGCAUCACUAUACUGCGCACGUGAGGGAGCAGUGAGCAGCAACAAGGAGAUCUCCAGAUAGAAGAUCCUCACUGGACCCCAUGGAUAAAUACAAUGAUUUGAGAGUGUGCAAGAAUGUGUAAAUGUUUGUAUCUGUGUGUGUGUCUCUCAGUGACUGUGUGUCUGUCAGUGAGUGUGUGCAAGAAUGUGUAAAUGUGUGUGUCAGUGAGUGUCUGUCUGUGUUUUUCUGUGUCAGUGAGUGUGUGUGUCUGUGUGUGUGUGUCAGUGAGUGUGUUUGUGUCUUGCGGUGUGUGUGUGUGUCAGUAAGUCUGUGUGUGUCUGUGAGUGUGUCUGUGUGUCUGUCAGUGAGUGUUUGUGUGUAUGUGUCACUGAGUGUGUGUGUGUGUCGGUCAGUGUUGCGAUGGCCGCGGCUGGACAGUGGAGGACCUGGAGGUGCACGGAGGCAUGCAGCGCCAUGUCACAUUCCAACGUGACCUUGACGUGCUCCACCUUCACGGGGUUUAAAAAAGUAGCAGAAGGAUCCACUUUGGCACAGGGUGAGGACGGCGCCAUUUGGCGUAUACCAGAGGCCUGACUCCGGAGUCAAAUACUGGCAGUGACAAUGUGAGUGGAGUCUGCUUGUUGGCUAGAGGGGGGUGCUGGGAAUUAGUAGAGGGGGAACUGGGAUUUGGAAUAUGAGGGGAACUGGGAUUUAGUAGAGGGGGUGCUGUGGUUUAGUAGAGAGGGAUGCUGUUUUUUUUUUAUACUGUACUUUUCUGUACUUUUUUUUUUUUUUUGUGGUCCAUAUAAACUUAAACCUUGUCUAGACUUUGAGUUUGACAUGCUUGUUCUACCCUGUCCUGUGGGAAAACAAUUACCAACACUGUAUAGGAUAAAAUCUGUGGUUUGCAUGUAUUUUUUUUCUUUCACUAUACUUUAACUCUGUUAUGUUUCCUUGUUUAUUGAUGGGGCAGGAGUCUUCUCAAUAAUGCUGGUAUCAUAUAUCUCUUUAGCUUUUUUUUUAUUAGUAAGAUCUUGUUGUGACUAGAUAAGUUACUGACAUCUCCCAAGACUGUGUGUAUAUGUAAAUAUGUGCAUGCAUACAUGAACGUAGAUUAUUUAACAACUACAGGUACUUCAGCAACCUGAGAGUGUUUGUCACAUAGUUUCUGGUUCAUGGUCAGUUUAGUAUAACUUUGCUUUGCUCUCAAAUAGUUUGCCAAAUGUAACUCAACACAAAAUUGGGAUACUAGAACUUUUAUUGUACAAAAUGUAAAAAAAUAAAAUCAAAAUGUAAACCUGAAGUGGUGAUGAUGAAGGCACGAACUGGCAGGGCUACCAUCAGAAAUUUUGGGGCCCCUGACACAGCUCAAGGUCUGGGCCCCCCGGUGCCUGUACCCGAGUCUGCCCAAAGUGCUGCCGUGUCUGCAGGGCCGGUGCAAGGAUUUUUGCCGCCCUAGGCAAAAGUAAAGUUUGCCGCCCCCCCAUGUGACAUCACAAUGCCCCACCCAUAUGAUCUGCCAUGUUAACUAACACCAGUGCUGCAGUGCCGCCGUGUUUACAUUAAAAGGCCUGCAGGGACAGGCUAGACACCAGAACCACUACAUUAAGCUGCAGUGGUUCUGGGACUAUAGUGUCCCUUUAAUGUGAGGUAAAUUAGAGAUUAGUGCCACGAAUAAUAUACUAGAUUGCCUACUUACAACCAGAUGAGGAUGAUGAUGGGCUCUAGCUGCCGCCUGGCUCCACUGGUCUGGUGUAGAACAGGCUCUCUGGAGGCGGUUUGUAACUGUGGUCACAAAAAUCAAUGUUCUGGGAGAACGGGAAGCAGCUCCAUUUUUUUGGGGCCCUUUACACAGCUCAAGGUCUGGGUCCCAGGGUCCACCUUCAUGUUCCACCAAUGAGUUUGUUCACAGGGGGUGGAGUGUGUGGGGGAUGUCCUGAUGUGUGUAAGGAAUGCAUUGUGUGAAUCUGUGUUUGUAUGUGUAAGGGCUGCAAGGUGAGUUUGUGUAUGUAUGGGAUGCAGUGUGUGCGUCUGUAAGGGAUGCAUUGAGUGUGUGUAAGGGGUGCAAUGUGUGUUGCUGUGUGGAAGGGAUGCAUUGCUUGUGUAUGUGUGUCUGUGUGUAAUGCAUUGUGUGUUAAUCAGUGUGCAAGGGGUGCAUUGUGUGUGUGUGAUGUCAAUCUCUCCCCCUCCCCCGUCAAUUUCCUUCUCCCCCUCCCCCCGUCAAUUUCCUUCUCCCCCCCUCUCCAAUUACCUUCUCCCCUCCCUCCAAUUUCCUUCUCCCCCCCUCUAACUUCCUUCCUCUCCCCCCUCCCUCAAAUCUCCCCGGCUCUUCCUUUCCUCUCCUCAAAUUUCCCCUCCUCUCAAAUCUUCCUCCUCUCCCCCAAAUUUCCUUCCUCACCCCCCCUAUACUUUUUUUUUCCAUCCCCCCAGCCUCCCUACCUGUAGGAGUGUUGAGGGGAUUCCUUGGGGUCCAGUGGUGUCACCCGGCGGUCGGUCCUGCAGGCGGGCGCGUGCGCGAGGGAGCACUCUCCCUGGCUGAGUGCUUCCACUUCAGCUCCCUCGCGACGUCAUCUUCCGGCUCCGGCAUCAGUGCGGUGCGCGAGGGAGCUGAAGAGGAAGCACUCAGCCAGGGAGAGUGCUCCCUCGCGUGCCCGCCAGGUGUCAGCAGGGCCAGCCUCUGGGGGAGAAGAGGCUGGCCCAGUGGGUACAUACCAGGGUUGCAGGGCCCCCUGCAACCCGGUAUGUACACCACUGAAUGUGGGGCCCGGACGACCUGAGCAGUCCGGGCCCCCCAGGACCGGCGGGCCCAUGACAACGUUAUGGUUGUCAUGCCCUGAUGGCUGCCCUGCGAACAGGGCUGUACUAGGGAAAAAACUUCACCCGGGCAUUUUUUAAUCACAGCGGCCCAGUGCGUAGGGGGCGUGGCCUUAGAGGGGGGUGUUUUGUCAUCACCAGUGACAAGCUUGUACCCUCUCGAAGUAAGCAUGUUGAUUCAAAGUCCUUCCAGGUCAGACCAUGCGCAGAGCCAUGCUGAAGAGCUCUCACGUGAUAAAAAGACUCUUUAUUUGUUCUACGCAGUGCAAACAAAUUGAAUUACCCGCUAGCUCUGUGUUUGCUUGUAACAUAUCUCUGGUAUCUUCAUAGGAGAACAAAAGGGCCAAGAGAGCUUAUUGUACAUGUGUUUGAAGGCUGCAUGUGGGAUUGAAUGUAUGUAAAGUGAUUGUGGUGAUUGUGGUGUAUUGUUUUGUGUAAAUAGGUUGUAUUUGUGGUGUGAUAUGUGUGGCUAGGGGCUGUAGAGAGUGUGUGUAUUGGUACUGUAGUGUGUGUAUAUAGGGGGUACAGUGUGUGUAUGAAGGAUGCAGAGAGUGUUUGCAUAGGGACUUUAGUGUAUGUUUGUGUAGGUGACAUAGUUUGUGUAUGCAUUGUAGAGAGUGCGUGUUUAGAGAAUAUAGUGUUUGUGUUCAGGGGAUCUACUGUGUGCAUACGGGAUCCAGAAUGUUCAUAGGGGAUGUAGUGUAUGUGUAGGUGGUGCAGUGUGUGUAUAAGGGAUGCAAUGUCUAUAGGAGAUCUAAUAUGUGUUAGGAGUGUUGUGUGUGUGUGUGUCAGAGCACUCACCUGUGACUCCCUCGCUGCAUCUCUCCCCGCGGCUGACACGGUCCCUCCUCAGCGCACACUGGUGAGGGAGGAAAGCAUCUGAAUCCUGUAUUACAGUGGCACCGUGGCUCUUCGCAUCUCGCCAUGGCCCACAGUCACUCCACAGUCCAGGCUGUCACGAGUGUGCGUACACCUAGUGAACCACCUCUUGAAGGGGAGAGAAUCUAAUAGGCAAAUACCCAUUAACUAAUGGGAGAGGUGUAAACCUCUCUCCUAUAAAACCUCAUCCCAACAUGUCUCCAGUGCUCAGUUAAAUUGUGCUCGCUAUGGUGUUAACUUCAGUACGUCUAAACCUGCCAUGUCUGAUUUAUCUGGUAUUUGACCCUCCGCUAGUCUAAUCAUCUGUGAACCUGUGCUGCCCGUUCUGCCCACUGGCUUUCCCUGACUACAAGUUUCUUUAUUCCUGCGGUACCUCCCUUUGGCUCAUUCCUGCUACCUGGGCUCCUUCUGUUAAAUAUGUAACAGAGUACAUAACAGUGUGAGAGGUGCUGUUUGUGUGAGGGAUGCUGUGUGUGUAGGGGUGCAGGACAUUGGGGUUGAAGUGUGUGUGAUUGGUUCAGUGUGUGUAGGGUUGUAAUGUGUGAGGGGUGUAGCAUUGUACAGCGCUAUGGAAUUUGCUGGCGCGAUAUAAAUAAUAAAAUAAUAAUAAUAAUAUAGUGUGUAUGUGGGGGGGAUAAGAGAACAAAUAUAUUUGUUAAAUAAGAAAAAACAAAACAAAACAAAAAAAUAUAUAUAUUCCAGCUCCUUUCUUACCUCUUGCCAUGAAGGUGGGACAUUGCAAACCCUGGUGGUCCUGUGAUGGCGAGUGACUUUGGCCUGCAGCUCAUCUGGAAGCAGGCUAGAGUUCAGCCUCUCGGUCACUCCGCUCUGCAAUGAAGUAUCAGGUGGCCAGUGAGGGAGAUCUUUGAUCCUGUCACCAGCCUUUGAAGGCAGACAACAAGGCUGUCUCGGCAUGGGCAGCACGGUCCAUUGGGCAUUUGCACAGUCUGCCCAAUGACCAGUCUGGGGACAAAAACACCCAUGUAAACACACCUAACUUAUAUGGAACAUAUUGGGAUUUAGUCACACUGCGUGAUCAUUUUAUGCUGUGUGGACUAAUACAAAAUAUAUCCACAUAUAAAAUGAUAUCAUUACAAUCAAUCAAACCUGUUAGGGGGUGGGAUAUAUUAGGCAGCAGUCAUUUCUUGAAUUUCAUGUGUUGGAAGCAGAAAAAAUGUGCAAGCAAAAAGAUCUGAGUGACUUUGACAAAUAACGAUGGCUUGACAACAGGGACAAAGAAUCUUCAAAAUAGCAAGUCUUGUGGGGUGUUCCCGGUCAUAGGCGUGCGCACGGGGUGUGCCGGGUGUGCCUGGGCACACCCUAAUCCCCGUGCGCACGCCUAUGGUUUGAGUCCUGCAGGAACAGCGUUCCUAUACUUUUUUUGAGCAGGAACGCUGUUCCUGCAGGCACUCAGUGUCCCCUGUUUCACCUCUUGCCCCUGUCAUGGGAGGGCAAGAGGUGAUGAUUCCCCCCCACCCUGCAGCUCAGCCGCGGCGAGGGAGCUCUCUGCUUCCUCUCGCCGAGCGCUGAUGCCGGAAGCCGGAAUAUGACGUCAUAUUCCGGCUCCCAGUUACAGCAGACAGCCCGCGCGGCGAGAGGAAGCAGAGAGCAGAGAGCUCCCUCGCCGCGGCUGAGCUGGAGAAAGGCGCCUGCCCCCACUGGACCCCAGGAACAAGUCCACCAGCACUCCAGGUAGGAGGCUGGGUGGACAUUUAAAUUUUUUUUUUUAAAUAUAAUAAUUUGUCUGUGUGUGUGUGUGUCAGUGUGUGUGUGAGUAUGUGUCAGUGUGUGUGUGUGUCUGUGAGUGUGUGUGUCUGUGAGUGUGAGUGUGUGUCAGUGAGUGUGUAUGUGUCAGUGUGUGUGUGUGUGUGUCUGUGAGUGUGUGUGUCUGUGAGUGUGAGUGUGUGUCAGUGAGUGUGUGAGUGUGUGUCUGUGUGUGUCAGUGAGUGUGUGAGUAUGUGAGUAUGUGUCUGUGAGUGUGUGUGUGUCAGUGUGUGUCUGUGAGUGUGUGAGUGUGUGUCUGUGAUUGUGUGUAAAUGUGUGAGUAUGUGUCUGUGAGUGUGUGUGUCAGUGAGUGUGUGAGUAUGUGUCAGUGUGUGUCUGUGAGUGUGUGAGUGUGUGUCUGUGAGUGUGUGUCAGUGUGAGUGUGUGAGUAUGUGUCUGUGAGUGUGUGUGUCAGUGAGUGUGUCAGUGAGUGUGUGUGUGUGUGUGUGUCAGUGUGUGUCUGUAAGUGUGUGAGUAUGUGUGUGUCAGUGUGUGUGAGUGUGUCUGUGAGUGUGUGUGUCUGUGAAUAUAUAUAUAUGUAUAUAUAUAUAUAUAUAUAUAUGUAUAUAUAUAUAUAUAUAUAUAUAUAUGUGUAUAUAUAUAUAUAUAUAUAUACACACACACACGCGGCGUAUGUUUGUGCUUUAGGGUGCACACCCUAAUGCAAUAGGCUGCGCACGCCUAUGUUCCCGGUAUGUAGUGGUUAGUACCUACCAGAAGUAUUGCAAGGAAGGACAACUCGUAAUACACUGUCAGGAUCAUGGGUGCCCAAGGCUCAUUGAUGCACGUGGGGAGCGAAGGCAAACUCAGGGGCGAUCGCACAGAAAAUCUACUGUAGUUCAAAUUUGUGAAAAAAGGUCAGGAUGAUAUAGUGGCACAAUAUGCAGAAUUAAGAAACACACGAAUAAAAAUACUAAAAUAGAUAUAGUAUGUUACCGGACCUUAGAAUGGUCAGAUUUAACAUACAAAGAAUAGUCGGUAACAAGCUGAGGUCAGGGACACAGACAGAUAUAAGAACAAAUAGACAAAACCAAGGAUAAUAGAAUUAGGGAUAGUCAGGAACAAGGCAAGAUCUAAAAACAGAUAAACAAUAACAAGAUCACACUCUCUAAUAACCAGCAGGUGGAAACCAUGACUGAAUACAGGCACAUUAGGUUUUUACAUAACAUGAAAACAUUUCUGAUUGGUUGUGAUGGGCCCUUUGACCCCAAAACUUGAUUGCGCGUCGAUGACGAGAUGAUCCACCUAUGCUUACGUCAAUUAUGACAUGAUCAAGCUGGAGCUAUAUAACACCAUGGAACUUCGUCCUUAAUGUUGAUGGACUAGUUGGGCACUGCAGCAGCAGUAUGAUGGGCUGCAUGCUGUUUAACUAAAAUUUAGUCUCCCUUCCUCCUUUCCAUAUGAUCACACUGAUUGGGAUUGGGAACGCGGCAGCAGAAUGGGUGCCGAAUGGGUGCUGUGACAAUAACUUAAUGUUGGCCAUGAUAGAAAGGUGUCAGAACACAAAGUGCAUCACAGUUUGCUGCAUAUUGGGGCUGACCAUUUAGAGUGCCUGUAAUGACCCCUAUCCAGCACCGAAAGCUCCUUCAAUGGGGAUGUGAGCAUUAAAAGUGGAUCAUAGAGAAAUGGAUCAUGGAAUGGUGUUUAACAUAGAGGUGUGUUUGUAUGUAGUGUUGACAUUUGAAUGCAGGAGUGUGUAUGCAUGUAGUGUUGAAAUUUGAAUGCAGGGUUAUAUUUGUGUGUAGUGUUGGAGUUUGAAUGCUGAGAUAUAUGCACAUAUAUACACUGCCACACACACACUGUGAUACACAAACACAAACAGAGAUACACAACUUGACACACAUGCAGAUACUCAGACACACAAGUACACACUGAUACACAUGCAGAUACACACACUGACAGACAUACUGACACACACAAUACUGACACACACAGAUACAUACAUGGAUAGACCAGUGGCGGAUCCAGGGGGGGGCAACGGGGCAAUUGCCCCCCCCUAGAAAUCCGCCGGUCUCCCUCUCCCUCCCCUGCCAGCAGCACAUGCAAGUGCCAGCCUUGCAAUGUGCCUGCGGACCGGGGGGAAGAUCACAGAUCUCCCUCCCCCGUCCGCAGGCACUAUGCUGGCGGCCGGCGGGGGAGGGAGAGGGCGUGAGAGAGAGGACCCGGGAGCUAAGGCUGCAGCUCCUCCGGGUCCUCCUCUCGUGAGAUUUGAAGCGUUGCCGCGGUUACCACGGCAACGCUCCAAAUCUCGCGAGAGUGAACUCUAGCCCGGGAGCGCGGGCUAGACUUCACUGUCCCCUCUGGGACCACCAGGGAAUCCCCCACUGGACCACCAGGGAAAUGUCCCCCCUGCCCCCAUUAAAGGUAAGAAGGGAGGGGGGACAUAAAUAUAUAUUUUAAUUAAAUUAAAAAAAAAUUAUUAUAAAAAAAAAGCCACACACACAUAAAUUGCCCCCAAUACUGCCCCCCCAUUCACACAAACUGCCCCCCAUUCACACACACUGCCCCCACACAAACUGCCCCCCAUACACACUGCCCCCCAGACACACACACACUGCCCCAUAUACACACACACACUGGCCCCCACAUACACACACACUGCCCCCCAUACACACAAACUGCCCCCAUACACACAACUGCCCCUCAUCACACACACACUGCCCCCCAUACACACAUUACACUGCCCCACAUACACACAUACUGCCCCACAUACAUACUGCCCCACAUACACACACUGCCCCCCAUACACACACAUACACUGCCCCCAUACACACACAACCGCCCGCCAUACACACAAACUGCCCCCAUACACAACUGCCCCCAUACACGACUGCCCCCACAUACACACACUGCUCCCCCAAUACACAUACCGCCCCCAUACACACACACUGCCCCCCAUACACAUAUACUGCCCCCCAUACACACAUACUGCCCCCCAUACACACACACUGCCCCCCAUACACACACACUGCAACUGUUACACACACAUACUGACCCACACAUACACUGCAUCCCUGACAUACACCCUCACUCACACACUACAACCUUCACACACACACUGCACCCCUUACACAUUGCACCACUCACACACACCACUGCUCCUAUGCCCUACUACAGCCCCAUUUCCCAGCAGAUCUCAGGUAAGUUGUCAAACUGUUCUUAAACGGUUUGACUACUUACUGUGGGAGGGGGUCCCGGCACUAUUGACACCAUAACCACUACACUGAGCUGUAGUGGUUAUUGUGUCUGGAUUAUUUCUUUAAAUAAUCUACAAGUGCCCCUCCCGAGAUCAGGCUCUGGAUCCGCCACUGGGAUAGACAUACUGACACUCACAGAAAUACAUAUACUGACAGACAUACUGACACAGUGGCGUUCUAACGGCGGGGUGGUCCGCCCCGGGUGUCACUCACUAGGGGGGUUCCCGGGGCAGACUGUGUCGGAUCCUGGGUCACUGACUGAGGACCCGACACCAGGAGGGGGCCCGUUGGCUUGCUUGAUAUGCCGCCGGGUGCGAUGCCCCUCCUGUGCCCAUCGCAGACACCGGUCCUCAGCUCCGCAAUGUGCAGAGCUGCAGAACAUGUGUCUUGCAAGCUCUGAUCAAUCAAUCAGAGUUGCAGACCGGAUAUUAUGGCCACCGGACCACCAGGGACCCCAACGGACAACCAGGGAAUUAAGGUAUAAAACAAAUCCAAAAAUACUGAAUGCCCUUAAUCAGGCUGAUCACAGUGUUAAUGCUGUGAUCAGCACUGAAAGGGUUAAACAAAUUUGAUAUGUAAAACAUUUAAAAACCUUUCACACAGUAACUAUCAAAGAUCUCUCUGUCUCUCUCUCUCAGAUCAAAGUGAGGUGAAGGAGAGGUGCAGAGGGAAUGUGUCAGACAAUAUUACAAAUCAUUGGCUGACACAUUGUAACAGUGAUCGCAGUGCCUGGCUGUCACUGCGAUAACAUGCUGCAGAUCUCGGUCAUUGGUCACAGGGGACUGCCUGGAUCGCCAGACAGAUUCCCUGACCGCAAUCUGCAGUGGACGAAUGGUGGCGCACACAUGGGCUGCUGCCCACCGGUGUUUAGGACCGCUCUUUAAGGGUGGCAUAGAACGCCUGCUGUCUUUCAAGGGGUUGAUUGAAGUUCUCACAGACAAACAGUUUUACAAUACACUUAACGUAUGUAACAUACCUAGACACGAUAGAGCACACAUUUCUUUUUCUAUUAUGUUCUUAAUAAUAUUAAUAAUUAAUAUUUUUUUCUGUUAUUUCUGUUAAUUUCUUUGUUUAGAAAUGUAUAUAUUUUUUUCAGAAUAUAUUGUUGCAGAUGAUUAGUUUUUAUUUAAAUUAUUAUAUUUUUUGUGUUGCUUUAUUGUAUGUCCUGUCCUUCUAUGGGUUUUUGAAAUUUACAAUGACCCUGUUAUGUGAAACAAACAAAUGUCAUCAUCUAAAUUAGCCUGAUUAACCUGAACAGCAAUCUGAAAUUCAGAUGAAGUGAUCUAUAAUUAUCUCUCUGUAGAUAACUGAUGUACAGCAACCUGAAACUGGAAAUCAGACAGAGAAUUUCUUGGAUAUCGACGAGGCUGAUCCCGUUGAGAUGGAAAGAAAGCUUCUAUUUUUGAACUUAGAUUUUCAGCAGCUGGCUGUCAAUGAAAAUACGAUAAAUGCUGAAAUUCGGAAAAGGGUCUGGAAACGGAAUAAAGGUUACAAUGCUGGAAUGAGAAGUGAAGUCAGAAGGCUCCAGUCAUUCUUCUCAUACAGACACCUGUCCACAUGGUGUCCGAAGAAGAUGGCCAGAGCUGGACUUUAUUUCACUGGUGAGGAACAUAGUAUCCAGUGCUUCUGCUGUGGCCUUAUUAUUUGCACAACGAGCAUGAGGACAUUUCCAUAUGAAAAGCACAUCAAAUACAAUCCAAGUUGUGCUUUUAUACAAGGUAAAGACACUGGUAACAUUCCUAAAUAUGAGGUCCGUGUUCAGCAGCCAGAGAUCAAUCAGAUAGAUAUACAAAAUUUAAUGACGGAGGAGUCAAGGUUACUGUCCUUUGCCUGUUGGCCUUUCUAUUCUAGGAUUCGACCUGCUGAUCUGGCCAGGGCAGGAUUUGUCUUUACAGGUGAGGGCACAAUUGUGCUAUUCUAUUUCUUUAUCAAGUUUUGAUUUUAUUUUUAUUUUUGUAUAUUGAAUGUCACUUAGUUGCUAUAACAAAAAAUGUAUGAGACCAAAUUAAAUCAUUUUCAAGAUUAAGCAAUCUUUCUUUGUUGAAUAAUAAUUUUACUGACUAGAAUUGUAUAUUGUAGGCAAAAGGUCGGCAACCUACAGUACGCGUGCCAUGCAUGGCAUGUUGGAUGCCUUUUCAUGCCACGUGAGGUUAUCUGACUUAAAUGGGCCAGAUGGGCAGAUCAAAAUAUUUCUUCAGCUGGCCCAGAGUGCCCAAUACCAUCACUAGGCCCCAAAACGUAUACUUGUGUGGCACAGGAGCCUCUUUGGAGUUCUUUUUUGGUGAAGUGCACUAGCUGUUACUUGUGGAAUUAGUCUGACAGUUCCCUGGGUUGAGAACUGAAAGGUAGUGAUGUCUGUGUAGCUCCAUUUUAUUUCAAUUUGCACUAAGGAAGUGCAACAAACAUUGGAGGAGGAAGGCAGAAAUAACUAAAUUGGGAGGGCACCCUCAAGGAGGUCCCUCAAGUAACUGAUAUAAAUAAUAAAUACACCAUGAAUACAAUAUCUCUUGGAGAAUUCUUGAAAGGUAUAUAGAAUAUAAGCAAUAAAAAAUUCUAGUAUCUCUAACAAAUCAAAAAGUAUCUUAGGGCAAAAAGUGAUAAAUAUAGGGGCAAAUAAGCUUUAUUGACAUCAUGAUGCCCAAAAGAAACUAAAAUGUAAACGAUGGCUGAAUAAGAUACAAACUAUAUCCCCCCCUUAAUUGUCUAAACUGGGAGUAAGUUUGUAGCAAUCCACAAUCAUCAGUACGAUCUGCCUAGCCGGGAAUAAAGCUUGUUAUUAUAAGGGAAACUGAUCAAUGUCUUCAUCUAAAGAUCCAAUUAACUAAAUAUGCUAUGAUUAUACAGAGCUGCUGCAAUAGACACCGCUAGACUUGUUCCCUGUAAGCUCCUAGAAACACCUUCGUGAGUGUUCUAUGCUAAAGCUGUUCUUAAACCCGGUGUCUACAUCAGCCCUCGAUGAAGUAUUAGAUAAUGCUUAGACUAUAUACAUCAACAAAACUACUCACUACAAAAAAGUGAAAAAUAAAAGAUAAAAAACAAAAACAAAUCCCUUCAAGUGCAUAGUGCUAAGUGAAGUGAAGUGAAGUGAAGGGAUAAAGAGCUGAAACGCCCGACGCGCGUUUCGGAGUGCAAGGACUCCUUCGUCAGCUAAGAAGCUCCCGCCUAAACAUCCCCAGUGUUUAAAUACAUCAGUAGCCAAUCAAUGUUCAGAUAAUACUAACGUCAGACAAUAUUGAAAUUGCAUCCACGUGGGGCUUUCACACUAGCCAAUCAAUGCACAGACUGUACCACGUCAUUGGUGACGUUGUCAGAGCCCCCCACAUGGAAUGUCAAUUUCUCUUAACAUAGAAAAAUUGACAGUAUGAGUGACCAAUUAGAAUCUCUCUCUUCACUAAUGGUCACGAAAAAACAAGAAAUAGUAAUAUCGGCUAGUAAUGAACUAUGUAGAAAUUACAAUGGAGCAAAGUAUCGAUACCUUAGUCCGUCCUAAUUAUUUUUAUAUCAUUGCAAAUGCUUCCAAAGACAUCUCAAAACAUUGAUCAUCAGUCUGCCCAAUAGUUAUAAUUCUUACAAAAGGGAGAAGAUAUCCAUAAAAAUAAAUAAUUACCUAUGAUGAAUGAAGAUGUAAUAUGGCAGAAGUAAUUCAUAAAUUAACUGUAUAUCGAUGUCCUCAUAAUAUUAACGAUCGUAAGCCUCAGGUAUAAACUAAGGGUUUCCAGGGAGUAUCCAUAAUUUUUAUAGAACGAAGGGAACAUCUGAUAGAAUAGCAUAGUAGGUUUAUAAUUUGCCAUAGCUGUACAAUUUUAACGUAUAUGUAAUUUCAAUUGCGAAUAUAUAAUUCGCUAUUAGAAUAAAAAGGAUAUUUGCCACAACAGUUAUGCGCUGUUAAGAAUUAUAUAAUGCAUAAGCAAAGAAUCAUGAAAGGAUAUCGAUAAUUUUUAAAAAGGGGAGAACCAUAUAAUAAACGGCAUAUUUAAUUUAUAAAUUGCUAUGAUUGUGCAAUUUCAACUAUCUAGUUGCGAUAGCCAAUAUAUGGUUUGCUUUAAAAUAAAGAGAGAAUAUUCACUGCCACAUUUAUGUGCUGAAAACAACUACAUAACAUAUGACAGAGAAGUCAAAAAAUAAUGUCAAUGGUUAUUGAAGAGCAGCUGCACAAUAUACAACAUACUAUGUGACCAAAAGGUCAUGAGACAGUAUCGAUAAUUUUUUAAGGAAAAUAACAUAUAAUAAGACAACAUGAUGGAUUCAAAGAUUACCAUAAUUAUUCCAUUGUAAGUACAUAGUUCACUUUCAAAUAAGGGAAAGUAUUUUCCUCAACAGUUAUGUGUAAUGACGGCUAUAUAGUGUGUAAAAAGAGAAAGGAGGGGUGGGGGAGGGAGGGCAACUGGUUUCAUUAUCAUAUAAUGCUUAUCAUCAGUGAAUAACAGUGAAGAAUUAACGAGAAGUUAGAAUCAACUAUCAAGAAAGACUAACCAAGAUAUGGAGGUGUACAAAAUAAAAAUAUUAUAGAGACUUUUAAAUAAAUAAAGAAUAUGAGAAGCCCUCAUUAAGGCCCCCUCGGGGACAAUGUUUUCAAACGAUAAAUCCAAUAACAUUCACGUCUUCUCAGGCGUUGGUCCCAAUUGCCCUUCCUCUGGUCUGGUUUAAUCAAUUCAAUGCCCAGAAAUUUUAGAACUGUAGGGUCCCCAUUGUGGGCUGUCUUAACAUGUCUGGAGACAGACGUCUCCAGAUUUCGUGUUGUCUUUACAGAAUUUAUAUGUUCCAGUAUUCGCCUUUUAAAGGGGCGAAAAGUUUUACCAACAUACAUAAGCUGACACUGACACGUAAUUAAAUAGACUACCCCUUUAGAGUUGCAAUUGAAAAACGACAAAGGUUUAAAAUGUUCCGUGUGUUGGCUGUUACUAAAAAUUUUUGAAUUCAAACUUAUGAAGCUACAAGCUUUGCACCUUCCACAUUUGUAGGUACCUUUAAUUUUAUCUGAAAGCCAGUGUGUCGGAGAUUUAUGAAGUUGAAAAUGGCUAUGUACUAAGGAGUCCCUCAGAUUCCUCCCCCUCCUAGCUGUUAGGGAUGCAUGUGACGGAAGAACAUCCCUCAAAUGUGCAUCUUGUUUUAAUAGAGGCCAGAAGCGAUUCAUGAUGGUCUUAACCUGGUCCCAGCCGGCGUCGAAGGUGGCAACACACCUAAGUUGUUUCUGAUCCCCUUCCUUCAGCAAAGAGGUCAUAGGGGUAUUUUCACUUAGCAAGGCUUCCUGUUCAGUUAGGAGUGCCCUUAUUGGGGUAUCCCUUGGACCUAAACAUAAGACGUAACUCCUUUGCUUGGAUCUUGAAAUCCUCUAUGUCUGAGCAAUUUCGCCUCAAACGUAGAUAUUGGCCCGUAGGGAUCCCUUUUUUCUGUGGAAUUGGAUGAUAACUUUUCCAAUUCAGUAAACUGUUAGUCGCAGUAUGUUUCCUGAAUAAGUUUGUUUUAAUAGUGCCAUGUUGUUCUGGAGAAAUCAUCAAAUCCAAAAAGCUGAGAGAUGGGGUUCCAAUCUCAGCCGUGAAUUUGAGAUUUAGAUCAUUUACAUUCAGACCUUGCACAAAUUGCAAAAAUUGUUCCCCUGACCCAGUCCAGAUGAUUAUGAUAUCAUCGAUAUACCUUUUCCAAAGAUAAAUGAACUGGGUCAGGGGAUUUUUGGAGGGGGAUAUGAACACCACUUCUUCUUCCCACCAACCAAGGUGCAGGUUGGCAUAUGAGGGUACACAAGACGUCACCAUAGCCGUCCCCUGCACCUGGUGAUAAUAUGCUCCAUCAAACAGAAAAAAAUUAUGUGGAGGAGGUCCUGGGUGGCAUGCCUAUGAUUGAGCAGACAAGGAGUCUGCACACAUCAGUUGGAAUGCAUGUCUUCAGGGUAUUGCUCCCAUUCAUAUUGGUCAGAAGCCUUUAGCCAAAAGUCCACACCUGAUUCACAUUUUCACAAGUAUCAUGGAGGAGGUUAAGACGCUGCAGAAAAAAGGGAAAUAAUUUCCAGUGCAUCCAAGGUUCUUGACUCUUAUCCAUCGAAAACAGAAAAACCCAGAAAAAAAACCUUUCAUGUUAAAGCAUUUCAAACAAAUCUCCAAAUUGCAAGAUUCUGAAAACUGGGACGAAUUGCCAGAGGUAAAUUUGCAGGUCAACAUUCCUAUUGGAGAAGUGGCUGGUUUCAAGGAUUCCAUGGACAAGUGUGCAGAGACUUCAUGCAGGAGAACAUUUCAAACUGCAGCCUUCCAAAAUAAGGCCAGCAUUGCUGGAGCAUCAGUGGCUGGUUACAGUUUCUGUAAGAUGGUAUCCAAAAGGAACAGACAAAAAAUUAAAUCACCUGCUUAAAAACCAUUAGAAUAGGUAAUGAUUAUUUAUGUGACAUGACAGAAGAAGUUGUGAAACUGUCAGCCUGGAUCAUGAGUUUACAAUCAGUUGCCAGGCAGGAGAUCUGGCUGAAAUCCUGUACUGCAGAGACAGCUUCUAAGGUAGCUGUAUGUGAGCUUACAUUCAAAAAGCUGUUUAGUCCUCCACUAUAAGAAAUGAUUGAGCAGAUGUCUGGUACUAAAAAGGCUCUCCCUCAAGAUAGGAGUAGUAGAUGGAACACAAAUCACACAAAGAUCAUACUGAUAUAAUGAAUGGUUUUGCAGUUUCCUCAGACAGGCACAGGAUGCUAUGCCCGGUGAGAAGCAAUCUCAUAAAAGUCAAGACAAAAGGAGGAAAUUAUGAUGCCAUACAGAGAGUGGGAGGAAGACUUUAUGCGUUCAUUCAGCAAUGGGAAAUGACCACUAUAGUGCAAGAUAAGAUUUCUGGAGGUUCCUUCUUCUCAAUUCUUUUGUUCAACAUACUCCUCUCAAGUAAAGAUAGAUGCUCUGCUAGCCAAAUCUUUGGUUCUUCUCUGAAAAGGUGUCAUACAAAAAGUUCCAAAGAAGUACAUUUUCAAGGGGUCUAUAAAAGACGUUUCAUAGUAGUAAAACAAGACAACACUUUAUGUCUAGUCUCAGAUUUAAAGAAUGGGAAUGCAUGCAUCCAAUAUCAAAGAUUCCGAAUGGAGAGGUUUUUAGCAAUUACCCACAUGCUACGCAAGGAGAUUAUAUGGCCACCUUAGAAUUAAAGGACGCAGGACGCCUAUCUUAAGGAAAUACCUGAGAUUUGCAAUCAAGUCUGGAACAAGGGUUUUACACUUCCAGUUCAAAGCCCUUCAUGUUCUGCCUUUCUACAGCUUUAAAAAUCUUUACCAAACAUCUAAUUCCUCUGGCAGAUGGACUUUGAGAAAAGGGUAUCUCUGUUGUCCCUUAUUUAGACAAUUGGGUUCUAAAAGCCAACUUGAGUUUGCAACUGCAAAGAAACAUUUAAGUCACACUGCAAGCCUUGUAGGAAUAUGGAUAGCUGGUAAGCUGGGAAAAAUCACAAAAUUACCUCAACAAGAAUGAAUGGUGCAUUAGGUCUAGAAGUAGACUCCAUGUCUCUUUCCCUCAAGCUUUAAUUUUAGAAGAUAAGAAAGAUCAGAAAAGAGGUGACCAGGGGGGCAGUUGUAGACCGUGCUGGACUGUCUUGAGAGAUUCGGAGCAGAGGACGCAGCCAAGCCUCUGCCGAAGCCUGGUACCAGCCUUUUUUGGACCCGCACCCCCCCCUUUGGACCAGUGGGGGUUAUCCCAGUCACCACUGGCAUGCUUUUUGGCCCCCCCAAAUGGUCUUUUACAUGCUACUGUAAACUAGAGGCCUGCUCACUAAGAUGGCUGACAAUGCUUGGAGUGUCAUGAUGCAUGUACACUCACUGAAGCCUACUUGAGUGGAUCCACUUUUGCUGGUGUUUGAUGCUCUGUGUGCUAAGUUCUGGGAGAGAAUCUUGGCCUGCGUGGUGCCUGCUUCUCCUGAGGUUCCGUGCGUUCGGGACCCAGAUAAGUCUCCAGGGUAUCCUUCAUGUGCAAUGCAGAGGAGCCAGGGGCUGAGGAUGACAGUGACCUGUGGUAGACUGUAACGGAUCACCUGGCACCCCGACUGGGUACCUCCGUUGAAGGAUGCUCCUAGCACUUCCUGAGGACUCCAAGCACUGCAGCAGACACCAAAACCACCGAACCGUAGGAGAAUAUGAAUGCUCUCAAGCAUAUGAAUGCUGUAGACAGUUGAAUAGGAAACCAUACGAAUAGGUUUACCCUCCUAGCAGUCAAACUGGAACAGCAUACAAUAAAUCCUUCCCCCAAUAAUGAGACGACACUUCACUUUGAGGGUUAAAACAGGAACUCCAGUGCUGGCACACCCAGCCUGGUUUUUAUUACAAUCCACAAAACAUAGUACUGCCCACAGGGUUUUGCAGAACCACCAAUAAACACAUUACAACACAUACAAUGCAAGUACAGCAGCCAAUCAGACACAAUGGGACAAUAGAAACACACCCAGCAUAUUCCUCCCCUCUGUUUAGGAGAUAAUUGAGUCAAUUACUGUAUCUACUCAAUUAUCUCCAAGCUGAAAAGUUACUUUUUGUACAUUUUUAUAACUUUGGGAGUUAACAUCGUACAUACAUAAAACUUAUCAUAAUCAAUCCAUUCAGGGGAACAACAUAUUAAAAAAUGGCACGAAUCAGACCAGGGGUUCAAAAGUUAAGGGAAAGUCCUUUGUGACUAAAUGAAGCAUGGCUUUCUGGCCCAAACCAGUUUCAGAGUCUUCUAUCCUGGAGAGUAAUUCAAUUAUCUCCCAGGACAGACACAAGACUCCAUUAAGCACAUGGUUGCAAAAAGACACAAAACACUUUAAAAUACAUAAAGUCACCUUUUACACAUAAGACACAGACAUGUCACAUGUCCCCAGAUAGCUGGGAUCUGAGCGCACAAAACUACCAAAUAGCGCUCAGAUCCUAUUCACACAGUUCAAUUGCCAUGGAGCCGAAGUCUUUAACUACACGAAUGGGCUCCAUGGCAUAGCUAUCUGGGUUAAUACCUUCACAUAAAGUCUGGUCCAUAGUCCAAAGGCAAGAGGCGGGCAAGCAGCCCCCUCCAAGGACACGUGGCGAGGCCGGUUUCGCCACAUAGACCUACCUUCAAGCCCCGCUGUCGUGUCCCAAAGCUGCACUCCAGGAGGGCCAAUCUUACCUCUGUAUUCCACCCAAUCGGAGAGUUCCAGCUCGCCGGAGUCUACUGCGUGCAUUGCAACCUUCCAGAGACUCGGACCCUGGGAAUGGCAAUGAUGUUGUUAUUCCUGGAGCUGCAGCGUAGAAUUGCAUCUGAGCUUUGGGGUGGUUGGGUGCCCCUCCACAGCUCGGUGGACUGUCACACUCCGGUAACAGCAGCCUCCUAUCUCAGGGCAUCGACUGUGUAUCCAUGUGAAGAUAAUAUAGAUUCCAUUGUUUCCACCUUGUUUUUAGUGCAGGACUUCUUGUUGUUUUUUUCCUUAUCUAUGGCCAUUAGUACCCAGUGGCUUUAAAGCUAUAAUUUAAUUUUUGCGUUACUCCAACAUGUUUCACCCAGCUUAAGUGUGCCGAGCUUGUCUUCUGAAUAUAAGCUUUCCUUACAACCUACAUGCCUAACUAGCCUAUCAUUCUUGUGUAUUAAUUUUUUUGCCUAAGGCUUAGCUAACCACAGCAAAGUUUAGGCCUUACCUUCUAACUAGACAGGCCUGACUUAACUUCUUUCUCUUUCAUGUAAUAAAAAAAAAUGUGCUGUGAUUUCUCCUUUAAUAAUCUCAGUUUGCACUCUGUGGCAGGUUGUUCAUAUUGCUUGUUGUAUCUUUCUUUUACAAAAAUUUAGUUCAUCUUCAUUGUUUUGCAUGCCUAAACUUCUAUGCCAGCACAAACCUGUAUGUAUGUCUCUGCACUGCAAAAAUAAAGAAUUAAAAUAAAAAAUAAAAGAGGUGACCACUCUGCAAACAGGUUCAGACUGCUCUUUCAGACAGUUAAUGAGUAGUGAUGUCGCGAACCGUUCGCGAACUUCCCGCGAACGGCUCGCCACGGUUCGCCACGAACCGUUCGUGGCGAGCUGCGGUCAGCUCACACAUCCCGGCCAAUCUCCAGCAGACCCUCCCUCCCAGACCCUUGCACCUCCUUGACAGCAUCCAUGUUGAAGGCAGCUUCGCGACAUCACUAUUAAUGAGCAAAUUCUCACAUCUUGUACUCCAGCAGUAUAUUGGCAAAGUACAAAUGAGACCCCUUCAAUGGGAAAUUCUUCAAAUCUGGUCCAGGGAGCAGGAGGAUUUGGACUCGGAGUUUGCCAUCUACACAAAAGUUCAAAAUAACUUAAAUGGUAGAUAUAUCCAGAUUUCCUUUUUUCUUUGCUCGUUUUACCACCAAAAAGACAUGCUUACAAUUGUCACAAAUUCCUCAAUAACAGGUUGGGGCGCUCACAUGAAUUUUUUAUUCGAACAAGGCAGAUGAACUCUUGAAAAGGCAAAACAUUCCUCCAAACUGAAAGCAGUUCUGAGAGCUCUACUUGCUUGACACAGUUGUCUCCUACCUGAGCAAACAAUUAGGAUCAGGAGUAGCUUAUUUUUUCUGCCUUUGCACACAGAUUAUGGCGUGGUCAAAAAAAGACUAGAAGCCAUUUCUGCUUUUCACAUCAGAGGAUUAGACAACAUGAUAGCAGACGACCUGAGCAGGGUACAGAGGACACAAAAAAGAGUGAUCUCUAGAUCCGAACAUGCUUGCAGGGAAUCACAAAGAAACUCGGCCAGCAAGAUAUAGAUCUCAUAACAAUCAUACUGAACAGGAAAUUACCAACUUUUACUCUUCUAUACAGAACAGCCAGAUUUUGUAGAUGGUCUCACUGUCAUCUGGGAUUUUAGUCUAGUAUACAAUUUCCAUCCAGUCUCCAGGAUUACACAUAUUCUUUAGAAAAUAAGAUCACAAAAAGCAACUAUGAUAGCCAUCAUUCUUUAUUGGCCAAAGCGAAGUUAGUUUCCCAGUUAUGUUGAGAACUUUCUGGUCUGGUGCAAAGAACAUGGCUGCUUAUUCCUGUCAAUUCAAGUUGUUCCUGGUUUUCUGCAAGAUGGCUUUUCUGCAUGUUUCAAUUUGGCUUGGUUGAAAGUGCAAGUGUUAGCUCUUAACUAUUUUCUUUUGAUGCAUCUGGCAUCCCACAUUCUUAUCAGGAGAUUUUUCAAGGCCAAAUGGCUUCAAGGGCCAUCACGGAAGUCCUUUUUUCCCAAAUGCGAUCUGUCAUUAGAACUCAACUCCCUUUGUGAUUUUCCUUUUGAACUACUGGAUGAAGUUCCCAUAAGGAUGUUAUCUUUGAAGACAGCUUUUCUUGGGGUAAUUGCAUCUGCCAGUAUUGUUGGCCAACUUCAGGUACUGUCCUGCGAGUCAGAUUUCACUAUUUUUCAUAACAAUAAAAUUGUGCUUCAUUUCAAACCCUCGUUUUACCAAAGGUGCUUACCAAGACCAACAUCAACCAACCCAUUACUCUUCCCACUUUGUGCCAGACACUCUCUUCUUCUGAAGAAUCCAAGUUACACUUGUUAGAUAUAAAGAGAGCUUUGGAUAUUUACAUCAACCGUUCCUCAACUUUCAAAGUCUUCAUCAAUUAUCAAGGCAUGCAUAUGGGUAAAAAAGACUUAAGGGCAACAGUCGCGAGGUGGUCAAUCACUAUCUACAUGGAGAAAGGCUUAUUCUAUGAGAGCUAUGUCUACUUCUUGGACAGCAAAAGCAUUGGUUUCUCCUGAGUACAUUUGUAAAGUGGUGACAUGGUCUUCAACCAAUACCUUAAUCCGUCAUUACAGAUAUACAUCUUUUCUUCCUCAGAAGCUGCUUUUGGGCAUAUGGUGCUUUUAGCACCCGUAUCUUGAUGACCGUUUGGGAUCAUCCUAUAUACAGUAUCCUAUAUAGGAAAAACAGAUAUUUUACUUACAGAUAUUUUUUUCUCCUUAGUAUAGUGGCAGUACAAAUUGCUCUCCCUGUAAAAUAAAGUAUUUAGAAAUUUUUGCAGUAUUUUAUCUCCUUCUUCUUACUUCUUGUUAAUACUGGAGGUUUUGGGCGUGAUUGUCAAUAUUUAAGGUAUGAUGGGGAGGGUUUGUUAUAUAAUUUGCAUAUUUUAUUAUACAGACUACUCGUCCAAUCUGAAAGUAGAACAACUCUAUUGUACUGCCGCUAUACUAAGUAAAAAAGAAUUUGCAAUUAGUAAAAUUGUGUUUAUAUUAAAAUAAUAUUUCUUGUAUGAUCCUUAAAACACCACCUCUACACAAUUGACAUACAAUCACACACAACACUAAAAGUAGCCACACAUACACAACCCUGCAAGCUGCCCCUCACACAAUAACACAGACAGUCUGCACCAUACACACAAGUACUACAAGCAACCUACAUACACACAUUUAACAUUAUAGACAUCCCACAGCAAUACAUAACACAACAGGCAGCCCAGAUAAACACACACAAUACUACAAAUGGUUCAUAUACAUAAUAUAUAUAUACAAACAAUACCAAAAAUAGCCUCUACCGCACAGAUCCACUCUACAUCACAGAUAGCCCCAUCACACAUACACAUAAAUAGUACAAUCAAUCAACCACAUUCACUAACUUAACAUCACAGACAGCACACACACAUACCUAAACACAACAGACAGCCCACAUAUACUCACAGAAUACCACAAACAGUCCACACACACAUAACAACACAGACAGCCCAGCAUACAUAAAUACCACAAACAUCACACACACAGACACAAACACACACACAUAACAACAGCCAGCCCAUAAUUACACACAAUAUAGCAAACACCUUACACACACAAGCCCACAAACAUUUCACACACACAUACAAUGCCUUAAACCCCUCCACACACACACAAUACCACCAAUUACACUCACAUAACACCGCAGACAUUCCGCAUACAUUCAUACAGUCCACACACAUAGACAACACCACACAACCCACAUAUACACACACAAUACAAAGCAGCCAUCACCCCCCCACAUAACACAUGCAGAAUUCUCCAACAUACGUAGAUGUUACCUUACAAUUAGGGCCAGCGCCAUAAUAAAAUUUUACAUUUUACCCUUGUUCUAGACCUUUGGUGAUUUCCUUUUAUGAAUUUCUAUUUUUAUCUAGAAAAUCAUUUUCUUUAAAUAAUGUUUAUGUUUAUUUACUCAAACUUAUACCAGCUCUCAUUUAUCAAAUAUCUCUAUUUUUUUGCAUCCAAAUUACAAAUAAUUUUCUUUUCACUUUUAAUGCAUAACAAGGUUAUUCACUAAAGUGUGAAUAUCUAGGAAUUCAAAAUGAAUCUCAGGUCAAAAUAACUGAAUUGGAAACAUAGUUGUCUUGAAGAAUUCUUCCACUUCUGCUUUUGUGGCCUUACAUUUGAAAUUCACUUUGAAUUUGCUCUGAAUUUCAACAGUUCACCCUUCAGUGAAUAACCCUGUAAGUGUUUAUUUGCUAGACAAAAACUGUAGUGAAUCGGAAACUGUUUAUGUAAAAUUUGGGCACAAAAAUGCAGUUUUUAAAAAAAAGUUAUCACAAUAUAUCAUAACAUUAACAUAACAUUAGUCAAAUAGAGGCACCUUUACAAUAUCCCAUACUUUUGAAAACAUUACCUUGAGUCUAUUGCCCUUACUAAGUUUAUAGUGUAAUAAAAUAUUUUACAACAAUGUUUACAGGGUAUAAAAGUGUAAUAUAAUUGCUAACACAACACAGCUGACAUAUUUAGCGUAUCAGUUUCCUAACAGUAAAUAAAAAAGCAACGUGUGCAUUGUGGAAACUUUAACCUGGGACAAGUGAAAAAGAAUGCUGUGUUCAUGCGCACACUUUCUGUAGGGAUGGUUCUUCUCACAUUGCACAAAUAAUGUACAGGUUUGACUGCUGGUGCCAUGAGGUGUAACUAGAUAUAUCCUCCAAACUGUGAGAGAGAAUUCACAGAAAUGGUCUUGGUGUCCCAGAUUCUAGGAAGUGUUAUAAUGCGGCUAAUGCAGAUUCUGCUUUUAAAUUUAACAUGGAUCAUAACAGGUCGAGGUGGCUAGAAAUGGAAGCAGAAAAGAUUCAUCCAUAUUCUAAUAAAGAACUGUUAUGGCUGCCUUUAAAUAGACACCCUAAGGCUAAACACAUGUUUCCUUCAACCAAGAUUACUCUUUUUAGUAGUGUUAGACCAUCCUCCAGUUUAUCAUGAGCAAUGCCACUAUCAAUUCUAAAUUAUUACUUACCCCUCUGGAUCUAACUUUUUGGCACUCCCAUUCUAUGUAUAAUUUGGAUAAUUUCUUAUCAGGAAAUUCCCUUUUAACAUUUGAUCAAUUUAAAGAAAAAUUAGAUUUGGACGAUUCUAUAUUACCAAAAUAUACUCUAAUAACAGACAAAUUGAAAGAAAAUGUUGAAAUAUUAGAAUUGGGUAUAGGAGAUAAAUUAUUAAAAAUGUAAAAUUUUGAAAAAAAUAGAUCUCAAUCCAAAUCGUAAAGGCAUAAUCUCAUUUUGCUAUUCCCAUAUUUCUCCAAGGCCCACAUCUAAAUGAUCUUUUAUGGAAUCAUGGGAAAGAGAUUUGGGAGUUCAAUAUGAACUGGAGGAUUGGAUAAGUUUUAUUCUCGCCUUGAGAGGUAUCACGCAGUGUGCUGGUCAUCAUAAGAAUCAUUUAAAAAUUCUCCAUCGUUGGUACCUGGUUCCAUCACGCCGUCACAAAAUAAAUCCUAAAGUCUCAGACAGAUGUUGGAGGGAGUGUGAUGAGAUAGGUACCAUGUCACAAAUUUGGUGGUAUUGCCCUAAAUUCGCUAGAUUCUGGAGUGAUAUUCAUAAACUUAUUAAGACUGUUGACCCAAAUAUUACCAUUUUUACAUCGGAACUUGGGCUCUUUAAAAAUUUUCCAGAUUCUGUUAAUAAAGUAGACAGAGUUAUCGUAGGACAUAUUCUUAUAGCCGCCAAAUCCUACUUACCCAGAUAUUGGAAAUCCCCUGCUAUACCCUGUAUAGUUGAUGUACUAAAGCAGGCCAGUCCAACCUGCGGCCCCUCUGAUGUUGCCGAACUACAACUCCCAUGAUUCUUUCAAUGAAACAGAUAGCCAGGAAAUCAUGGGAGUUGUAGUUCAGCAACAUCUGGGGAGCCGCAUGUUGGACAGCCCUAUACUAAAGUUAGUAUUAGAAAACAAAUCGUAUGAGAUGACUAUUAGACAGCCAUCUUUAUUAUGGGAUCAGCUUCAUUAUUUCUGGACUGAGUGGGAAAAUAAGGUCAAGAAAGAUAUUCAAACUGUAAAUUAUUAUUAGUACAAACUUCUUUUAUUCGUUUUACAUAUAUAAUAUAUAAUAUAUAUAAUUAUUUUAUUAUCAUCAAUAAAUCUUGACAUAUUAAUAUUGCACAAAAAUAUUGUAAAUUCGGAUGGAUCCUUCCCCAAGUUUCCCCUUCCCAAUUUGUUAUUAUUGUUCAUUUAUUUAUUGUCAUUUUUAAUUUAUUAUAAUAUUAAAUACCUAAUAAAAACUAUUUGAAAAGAAUUCACAGAAAUGUUUGCAAGCCUAAUUAAUGAGAGCUCUGUUUCUGUAACUCGACUGACAGCAAUGUCUCAACUCACCACUUGCAGACACCUCCACAAGACAUCAUUAACUCAUCAUACUCUGUCAGUCUGGUCAGCACCAGAUACUGCAGUGCAAUGGUGACUUUAGACUUUGUGAGGCCCUAGGUGCAACUAAAACAUUAGGCCCCCACUAACACCCAAACUGAAAAAAAAUAGGGCAUGUCUUGUGUGUGUAUAAGGAGCUGUAGCUAUAUUGAAAGGUGGGCUUACAGCACUGGAUACCGAAGCUAGUCUCUGUAUUCAUCGUUCAGAGGCUUGCAGUGUCGCGUCUCUCUGUGCCACUGUGUUGUAAGCUCUCUGACUGUAGUUAUGGCAUAAUUUGCAAACUAAAUUAAUUUGCAAUAAACAAAUUUAAUUAGCAAUUAUAAUAAUCGUUUAUCCAAGAUUGCAGUGUAUGGUUACUAGAUUGGCAGUCGUGUAUACAUAAGCACCGAUGUGAAGCGGUUAUUGCAAUCAAAAAAUUGCAGAGUUGCAGAUAAGAAAACAGUGUCUUAGACAUUUCCCCCACAUAUUCUUUAAUGCGUUCACAUAUGCAUUAUCCUAUAUAAUUUACAUGUGUUGCCCCAUGUAUUGUGUAUGUAUGUAUAUUAUAUAUAUGUUUCCACUUUACCUUUGCAUUGCCCAUACCAUACCACCCUCAUAUUGCAGCCAUAGACACAAAUAAACUAAUACAUGCACACAUAUACACACUCUGAUAGAUGGACAUGCAUACACACACAUACACACUGAUGCACAGAGACACACACAUUGACAAAUACAAACACUCAGUCACAAUGUGUAUAUGGUUGUGUGCAAGUCUGAGUGUGUCUGGCAUAUUCUACCCGUGUAUGCACCUGAAAGUGUGCAUCUAAUAGAGAGUAUCCUUGUGUGUGAAUGUAUGGCUUUGUGAGUAUGUGUUUGGGACCAUACAUGUGUGGAGUAGCUGCUUGCAGUGUGUUGUAUGUAUGGGGACUGUCUGUGGCCUUUGUGCUUGUGUUAUGGCAAAGCUAUGUUUCAUGACUUGUGUAUGAUGAAUGUCUUUAGCUGGUGACUGUCAGGGCUAGGGCACCAAUAAGGUGGCACAGGUGGCCGCCUUAGAGCGCCAGGGCAGGAGGGUGCAAAAAUCUAAAUCUCCUGCCUCUGGCUGGGCACUCGAAUUUUUCACAUCACCUCACUCUCCCUGCAGCCAGUAAAGUCACCAACCUAACUUACAUUGCUGUUCUCCCAGACUGCCCAGUGGACUUAACCUGCAGGCUCCUGCUCCUGUCCCACUCAAUCACCAAGUUUAUGGUUUCCCCCCUCUCUGGCCCAAGGUAAGCCUCAGGGAGACUUUAGUUGUAGUUUUUUUCUAUAAAAAAAAAUUCUCGCACUGGACCUGGUGACUGUGACAGAAUGAGUAAAGGGGUAACUGUGGCAGGGUGAGUGUGACAGGGCAAUGGGGGUGAUUGAGACAGUGUUGGUGGGUGAGUGUGACAGAAUGAGGGAGGAUAAGAAUAAUAGGGGGUGAUUGUGACAUGGUUGAAGGAAGGAGUAUGCCAGGGUGAGUGCGACAUUAUCAGGGAAGUGAGUAUCACAGGCAUGUAACAGGGUGAGGGGCAGUAAGGGUGACAGGAUUGGUGGAGUAUAAUGUGACGGGACGAGUGUGGCUGAGUGUGACAGGAUUAGAGGCAUUAAUGUGACAGGUUGAGUGUGGCAACUAUAAAAGAGAGGAUUCUAGGGGUUUAUGUAAUAGGACGAGUGUGACAGUGCAAGAGAUUAGGGGGGGUUUAUGUGGCAAAUUCUCCCACUGUGUGGUGUCCAGAUUUUGCUGAGCAGGAUUUAAACAAGCCAGAAUUCAGACAGCUGCAAACUGGACCCAGAUUGUUAAAAUCCAGGCAUAGAUUAUAACAAUCCAAACUAUUGACCUAUAGAAGCUCUAUCCGCCUAUGAGUGAACAGCGAAUAAAUCCUCUGCAAUGUUAUGGAAAAUAAUCAGAAGGGUGAUAGAGCGUAAUCUGUCAUAAUAACAAAGUUUGAUUAUCUGACAAAAAAAGCCUUUUUUAGUUUUAAAAUAGCUAAAUUACUAAAACAAGACUACAUAGAGCACCUAUUUUGCAAUAGGCAAGUAAAGUGAUUUAAAAACAGCUUGAUUCAUUAUCCUGCAGGAUGUCAAUGACAUACAUGUGAACAGUGAGACUGAGGGUUAUUAUACUAUUUCUACAAUAUAUUAUUGUCAUUUUUUUCAGGUAGAAGAGACUCUGUUCAGUGCUUCUCCUGUGGAGGUUGUCUGUGUCACUGGGAAGAAAAUGAUGAUCCAUGGAGAGAACAUGCCAAGUGGUUUCCUUGGUAAUCAACUUUUAUUCUAUAUUACAAAACCACCUUUCCUUGCUUAGUUACAUAGUUACAUUAUAAUAGAGGUUCAAAUAAAUCUAUUUCCUUCCAAUGUUCAUCUGUCCCCUACUUUUCCCACUUGACCACCCUCAAAAUAUGACAGUUCUGGAAACAUAUCUUAAAAUCAGGUACCGCCAGACCAACACUGACUUUGUCAGAGUCAGUUGGAGAAAUGUUCUCCUUCUUCCAGAUGUAGCUAACUAAGUCCUCAGUCACUAUACAGCUGAGACCUGAGACACUCUUGCUAAUUGUAAUGUUUCAAACUGCAGGACUGGGGCUGUGACUCUGAAGACUGUUCUCUUCUGAUUUCAUUCUGUUUUAAUCUAUAAUGAUUGUUGCUUCUUGUCAACCUACUACGCUCCAAGGCCACCAUCAGGGCAUGACAACCAUACCUUAUAAUCUGCAUCCACUAUACACAGUGAAUUACGCACACAUUCUACAUCCACUAAACACACACUACAUUCAGUAUACACACUGCUGCCCUGUGGGUGGACUUGUGAACUGUGUCAGGGUCCCCAAAAUUUCUGAUGGCAACCCUGCUCAGCUCUGUGUAUUUUAUAGAUAUAUUUAUGUUGUGCCCAUCUCUCUGUAUUGUAUAUGUGUGCUGUAUAGGGAGGAGUAAAAUUCUGGGGGUGGAAUCUGUUGCCCCACGAUCUUAAAACUUCAUCAGCCUCCACUGCUUGUGUAAUAAGACAGUGUUUGUAUUUAUGUUAGCACAUAAAUGGUAACCUUAUAUUAUAAAAAUACUUUACGUAAUCAACCUCUCCAUUAAAAAAAAAUAUUAAUAAGAAAAAUGCAUUUCCUCUUUAUAGAUCAGUUAUGGAAACUUACCUUGAGUUUAAAGAGUAUGGAAAAUAUGGGUACUUUUCACAAAGGAAGCUAUCUAGAUAGAUGUGUGGACAAUGGGCAAUAAGUCAUCUAUUUGGUCUUGAAGAAAUUAGUUUUUACCUACAGCAGGGAAACAGUUAUUUACAGUAAGAGCAAAAUACACAACAUUCUCCCCCAGAAGAGGUUAUUUUGACAAAUGUGCCGUUAAAAUAGGUCUGUGUGGUUUCUUAAGAAUACAUGGUAUUCAGGGCUAUAGUAGGUAAUAUGUUACUCAAACCAUUCCUGAGCAUUUUCUUUGUAGCUGGGCACAUCAUCCUGCUGAAAGAGGCCACUGCCAUCAGGGAACACCAUUGCCAUGAGGGGUGUAUGUGGUCUGUAACAAUCUCUGGUUAGGUGAUGCAAGUAACAUCCACAUGAAUGCCAGGACCCAAGGUUUCCCAGCAGAACAUUGCCCAGAGCAUAAAACUAUUUCACCGACCUACCUUCUUCCCAUACUGCACCUGCUGCAAUCUGUUCCCCAGGUAAACAAUGGACAUGCACCUGGCCAUCCACCUGAUCUAAAAGAAAAUGUUAUUCAUCAGAUCAGGCAACCUUCUUCCAUUGCUCUACGAUCCAGUUCUGACGCUUCCGUCCCCAUUGAAAGUGCUUUCAGCGGUAGACAGGGGUUAUCAUGGGCACACUGAUGGUCUUCGGCUAUGCAGUCCCAUACGGAGAAAACUAUAUUAUUGUCAGGAUUUCAGAAUGAUCCAGCACAUAGAAUUGUGUAACACAGAGGACUGAUAGGUAACGUAUACCGGACCUUAGAAUGGCCGGACUAACGUACCAAAGAAUAGUCAGGAAUAGCCGAGGUCAAGGGAUACAGAAAGAGACACAACGAUAAGGAAAAGCCAGGAGUCAGGGAUGCCAGAACACAGGGAAGUCAAAAACAACGACAAAGUUAAAUAACCAGAAUCAAUAACGCGCUCUCGGACAACCACAAGGGAAACCACGACAGGGCACUGAGCAGGAUGAGAACUGGGCCUAUAUACCCCUCCUCUAGAUCUGAUAGGCUGUAACCAGCCUUUGACCCCAAAGGCAGUUACCAGGUUCCCAUUUGCAUAAUUGCUGCUCAGCAUUAACCCUUCAGUGGAUUUGGUUGCUGCUCGGCACAACUUUUCCUGUGUGGACAGUAAAUGCCAUUUCUAUCAUGGCCAGCAUUAAGUUUUUUUUAGCAAUUUGAGCUUCAGUAGCUCUUAUGUGUGAUCGGACCAGAUGGGCUAUUCUUUGCUCUCCACACGCAUCAAAGAUCUUUGGGCACCCAUGACCCUGGUUGACAGGUUGUUCUUCCUAGCACCACCUUUGGAAGGUAAUAACCACUGCAUACCAGAAGCACCCCACAAGACUUACUGUUUUGGAAAUACUUUGACCCAGUUAUCUAGCCAUCACUAUUUGGCCAUUGUCACUCAGAUCUUUUCAAUCACCCAUUUUUUUCUGUUUUCUACACAUAAAAUUCAAGAACCGACUGUUCUCUUGCUGCCUAAUAUAUCCCCCCCUUGACAGGUGUCAUUGCAAUGAUAUAAUCAAUGUGAUUCGCUCUACCUGUCAGUGGUUUUAAUGUUGUGGCUGAUCGGUGUAUAUAGCACCAACAUAUUCCACAGCACCUUAGAUUUGUAGAAACUGAAAAUUUAGAGGUGAAGAAGGCCCUGCUCAAAUGAACUUACUUCUGAGGUGUGAAAAAUAACAUUUACUGUUAAAGUUCACAUUUCUUUCUUCAUACUGCACCUGGGCACCUCCAUAUUACCUUCCGGUCAAUCAUUGUUACAAGUUCUGUCUGUGGUGGACCCUGUCCAAUCUCAUUCGGUUGCCCGUAUCUCCUGUUGAUUUUCCUGAAUGUACCCUCGUUUUACCCUUUUAUUCUACUGAACAUCAACCACCCCCUGGCUCAUUAUCUUCAAAAGAACCAAUUAACUCAAGUGCUCUCUCUGGGUGGCUGCCAUUUGUAUGACUGAACAUACAGUGCUUUAUGGAAUGGCUGCUAGUUUGUCACCCAAACUAGGGUGUCCACACAGGCAGCAGUACCUGGUCGUCGAGCGCCUGGAACUAAUUUCGGAUACCAUAGCUCGCAACCCCCAGAGAAACUGUACUGCUGCCUGCUCCGCUCACAGACAAGCCAGGAGAUCACUUUUCGGAGAAAAGACUUGUUAGUCUGAGGGGAGCAUUCGCACCUUAAGAGCUAGGGGAGCAUUCGUUUGUGUGCAUACAGGAACUCCCGGAAGUUGACCGGCUGCUGCCUCUUUCUCUCUGGAACUAUUUUGGACUACCAAGUCGUGGCUGGCCGGUCAGAACUUUACCCGACUGGUGAUUCUGUUACACCAAAUUGGAUCUGAGCACUUUUUGCACAAAUUCUGUGUUCAGAUCUGGGUUAUUCGGGGAUAUAAGACAUGUUGUGUUCCUGUACAGUUGGAAUGUAGUUUGGGGGUGUUUUUUUGUAUUUUAUGUAUGGUUCUCUGUAACUGAGAGAUAAUUGAGUUACUGGUCUUUGACACAAUUAUCUCCCAGACACAGGGAUGCCUCUGAGGGGUUUGUGUUAUUUUGUAUGGAGCAGCUUUUUGUUCUGGCUCAAGAGGACUUCAGCUGAGACUUCAGCUCCACUACACUGUCAUUUGCACUUGCAGUCAGUAUUAAGAAUACAUACAAAAAAGAAGAACCCUCUAUCUGCCUUGUACUUGAACUGGAUUAGGUUGUAAUUAGCUAAUUAUCUCUUAUAAAUGUAAACAGCAAUAAAAUGGUGCAGGUCAUGAAAAAAACAUUAACACAGGUUAUAGGUGAUUUUCAAUAUUUUAUUCAAUGAUGUAAAUUCCAGAGAAGUGACAGAUCCAUUUUAAUGCUUGCUUAUAUUAUAUUGAGAAUCCAACCUAAAUAUUUAAAGAGAUUCAGAGGACAAAUUGUAGAUGUGAGCGUGCAAAUUAAAUUUAAUCAGUUUGUUCAUCCUUUUCCUAACUAAAGUCAGCCAUUAUUUUUGUUUCCAUGUCAUGCAGGAUUCCACAUCUAGACAUUACUGCCCUCUACUGGAAUUUUAUUUAAUGAAAGGUUGAUGUUCUUUUUAACUUCAGUGCUCAUUGAGCAAUAUUCAUCAUCAAAAUAAUGAUUUCCUCAUGAACAGACAGAGGAAUUCCCCUAGGUUCAUCAAACUAAAUAUUAUUUUCUGCUGAAUGUAGAUCGGAAUGGGUCAUUUCUACUGCGGUAAAGACAAAUAAUGACAAUUCUAGAAACGUGGUAUUGAAGUCCUUAAAGAUCAAGUACAUAUCAGAUAUUCUAGCUUUAUGAAAAAAAAAAUUAAAAGUGACAUUGCUGAUUUAAGGGGUUAAAGGAACACUAUAGUCACCUAAAAACUUUAGCUAAAUAAAGCAGUUUUAGUGUAUAGACCAUUCCCCUGCAAUUUCACUGCUCAAUUCACUGUCAUUUAGGAGUUAAAUCACUUUGUUUCUGUUUAUGCAGCCCUAGCCACACCUCCUCCAGCUAUGAUUGACAGAGAUUGCAUGAAAAAGAAACUGGUUUCACUUUCAAACAGAAUUAAUUUACCUUAAAUAAUUGUAUCUCAAUCUCUAAAUUGAACUUUAAUCACAUACAGGAGGCUCUUGCAGGGUCCAGCAAGCUAUUAACAUAGCAGGGGAUAAGAAAAUCUUAAUUAAACAGAACUUGCAAUAAAGAAAGCCUAAAUAGGGCUCCCUUUACAGGAAGUGUUUAUGGAAGGCUGUGCAAGUCACAUGCAGGGAGGUGUGACUAGGGUUCAUAAACAAAGGGAUUUAACUCCUAAAUGGCAGAGGAUUGAGCAGUGAGGCUGCAGGGGCAUGUUCUAUACACCAAAACUGCUUCAUUAAGCUAAAGUUCUUCAGGUGACUAUAGUGUCCCUUUAACAGUUUUGAGUAAAUGAGGCAGGUCAACAGUUGAAAUACAUUCAUAAAAUAAGUGAACCUUCAUUGCAAGGUAUUCUCCUAGCAUCAAACCAUAUACCUUGCUGUUUAUAUUUUGUUUUAUAAUGACCUGCAAAUAGGCAGCUAGAAUGAUCAGAACUGGAAACAACUAUUAGUGCACAGCCUACAGCAUUUUCCUCCCAUUUGUUACAUGGUAAUGAACCAAUAUUGAAUAACUAUGGUCCUGUAGCAGAAUUACUAAAGAAAACUUCCAAACUAAUUCAAAUUGAAUUUCAAAUUUAAAGCCAGAGUAGCCAAAACAAAAGUAUAGGAAAAAACAAAAGAAGAAAAUCAGCUCUAAAUUGCCACACAAGAUAUAAAUAAGAAGGCUGCACUCCUCAAAGGGGAGUCCCCAAUAAUCCCCUAAUAGUAACAAGGAAUACAAAGCAAAGAAUAAAAUAAGGGUGCGCCUAAAAUAUAUAAAUGUAUAAUAUUAACAAUAUAUGAAUAAAAGUAUAAUAAAAUAUUAGAAUAAAAUAGGUGAUUGGCAAUAGUCCAAAAAACUUUUCACAGUCCGUAAUGAUAGGUCCCACGUGUAAAAAGGAAAUUCUUAGGAUGUUACAUGGGAUCAAGUCUUCACGAUUAUAUGCUUGAAGUUCGAUAGAGCAUAUGUAGAGAGAAAAAAUAAAACAGGACUCCAAUGGCACAGUAUAUAGGUAAGUAAAAUAUAUAAUAAUAAAAUAAGUCUUACUCACACUUUUCAGAGCUAAAAUCCAGCUCUGAUAUUGCGCACGUAGAGUGGAAUAAUCCCCACUCAAGGAUAUACGAGUAAGGUUUGAUAGAUGAAUAUCUGGCCAAUUUGGACGUUGAACCUACGCCAGAUAUUCAUCUAUCAAACCUUACUCCGUAUAUCCUUGAGUGGGGAUUAUUCCACUCUACGUGCGCAAUAUCAGAGCUGGAUUUUAGCUCUGAAAAGUGUGAGUAAGACUUAUUUUAUUAUUAUAUAUUUUACUUACCUAUAUAUAUUAGGAAACAAAACAAGAUGUUCUUUACAGUAAAAGCAAUACAGCUGUGGAAUUCUCUGCUUCUGGAGGUUGUUUUAUCAAAUUUCUGUGCAGAUAUUUGCUUUUUCCCCUGCUUUUUUUUUCAAAAACAGUUAUAGGUAAAGAAUAGUUAAUAUUUGGAGUAAAAGCUUUUUGUCCAAAGAGAAAUCCGACAGCCAAUUUGGAGUCAAAAAGGAAUUUUCCAUUUUGGGGCAAAUGUGGAAUGGCUUCAAAUAGGGUUCUUUGCCUUAUCUUUGAUGGACUUGAGCCCCAAUUGAGGGAACUUGACAAUAGCCAUGUAUAGCAAAACCUAAAUAAGCAAUAAACAAGUUUCAUACAUAUUCCAUAUAUUACAAUAAAAAGAAGAUGCAGCUGUGGAUCUACAAAGAAAACAAUAAUAUAGUAUAAUUCAGUACAGCACAUAAAAAUGGCCCAGCAAGAAGUACACUCACUAUAAGGUAGAUGGUUAUGUAACCUUAGGGUGUCUCCCUUUAGAAUUAUGGGGGGCUUGUACACGUCUUCACUACUCCUGGCAGCAAUCACUACACACCAAGGAAAGCAGGACUCCAGAGGUUUCACAACAUAGGCUGGUAUUUAUUUUAAAAAUAAAAAUAACCAAUAGAAAAAUAAAAAUCAUAUAAGGCAAAUAAUGAAUAAAAGUGGGCGGCCCUACACGCUUUGUCCCCAAGUGGGACUUCUUCAUGGACCCAAAAAGUGAAACAGCAUAAAGUCAAAUAAAAUACAAUAUCAACAAUUUUUCAAAGGAAAUAAGCAGAAUAAAUCUCUCCCCCUGUGUCCAUAGUGCUAGUCUAAUUCAGCUCUAUCUGAUCUUCUUUGCUGAUUUCCUGGGUUCUGCGAACUGUCCGGUGGUUCCGCGGUGUCACUGCCAGAGCUUGGGUUCUGACCGGUACUCCAAGAUGCGUUACACGCUGCGGCCAUUUGCGUUCCACCUCCGGUCUGCACUUGUUCUCCAUGUUCUUGCCACAGUAUGGAAAGAAACUGGGGAAAAAAACAAAGGGAACCCAAAAGGCUCAAAAGAGUAUAAACACCUAAAGCAAAAACAUAUAUCUCGUCCAUUUACAACACCAUUAUCACAAACGCUUGCCAAAGUUAGUGUUAAUUUUUUUUUUUACACAAAAACUGCACUUUUACUGGUGAUAUCAUCGUCGUGAUAAGUUUAACAGUUUUAAAGCACUCAUUAUUAUGUUCAGCUAAGUCUCCCGAGUAUAAGAAAAACCCCAAUGUACAGGUUUUAUGGUGUUUUGGAAAGUUACAGGGUCAAUAUAAGGCUUGCCCAUUUCAGUUUGCCAGAUUAGCUUGCUGGGUCUAUGUUGUCUUUUGAGACCACAUGGUAGCCCAGGAAUGGGAAUAAACUCCAUCAUGGCAUACUAUUUGCAAAUGUAAACAACCCAGGGUAUUCAGAAUGGGCUAUGUUCAGUCUUUUGUAGUAGCUACUAGUCUCCUGAGUUUAAUAAUACCCCCCAUGUACAGGUUUUGUAGUGUUGUAAAAAGUUACAGGGUUAAAUAUAGGCCUUGCCAAUUAAAUUCUCUGGACCUUCUGCCUGGGUUUUCAGGCAGGUUCCUCAAAUUAUAAUUAAUAAAAUAAUUAUGUAAAAUUAAUAGUUAAAUAUAUAUGUAGAAUUCAUAUAUAUGUAGAAUAUAAAUAUAAAGAAUAUAAAUAUAAAAUGUUUUUAAAAAAAAAAUGUUUUAUUUAUUUUACAAAUUAAAAUAGCCAAUAUAAAAAUAAACAUUAUGUAAGACAAAUAAUGAAUAAAAGUGGACGGCCAUAUGCGUUUCGAACCCAUGUGGGACUUCUUCAGGGGUCCAAACAGUGAAAUAGCACAAAAUCUAAUAAAAUACAAUACCAACAAUCUCCCAAAGGAAAAAAGCAAAACAAAUCCCUCCCACAUUUCCAUGAUUAUAUAAGGCUAGUUCUGGGCUCCCAUUCGUGGUCCAUUGGGUGGCAUCCUUCAGGUUCAACUGUAUCUGAUCUUGUUUGCUGAUUUGAUGAGUUCUGUGAACUGGCCUGUGUUGCCACAAUGUUACUUCCGAUGCGCUGCUUCUGGAUGGAAUUCCAUGAUGAUGUAUGUGUUCCACGCAGCCGCCAUUUGCGUUCCUCCUCUGGUCUGCACCUGGACGCCGCGUUCUUGCCACAGUAUGCAAAGAAACUGGGUAAAAAAACAAAGGAAGCCCAGAAGGCUCUAAAGAGUAUAAACACCGAAAGCAAAAACAUAUAUCUUGUCUAUUUACAACACCAUCAUAUAUUUUAAAUGCAUGAAUAACACAUAAUAUGAGAUUUGUAAACCAAAGCCAAACAUUCAAUCUAUAGUAUUUGGGUGAUAUAAUUAAAAUACAUUUCUUUUACUUAUAUCAAUGAAGAUUUUUAUAUGUUCAAUUACAUGAUUAUUAUAUAAAGUGAUUAUAAACUUAAAUUAAUAAAGUGCUUAAACAUGUGAUUUGUGCUAAUAUUUAUUUUAUUAGAAUCCUCAUAGAAAUACAAUCUAAAUUUAAUAACGUGACCUAUGAUUACUAUAAGCAGAUUUUUUUUAGUUUUUUUAAAUAAGUCAUUAUAUUUCCAAAUUAAAAUACAUAUAUUUUAAAAUUAAUAUAUAAAUGGUGCUUUAGUAGAAGGGGGACUGGAAUUUAUUAGAACGGGGUGCUAUGGUUUAGUAGAGGGGGAUUCUGUAUUUUUUUUUAUAUACUGUACUUUUCAAGAUAAACCUAUGUUUCUAUGAAAAUGUAUUAAAAAAAAAAAUUCGGCCCACAUAAACUUAAACCUUGUUUAUUUGGCCCGGGUUUGAGUUUGAGUUUGACAUGCUUGUUCUAGUGGGUGUAUUUCUGGAUGGGCCAUUUUUAUGUGCUGUACUGAAUUACACUAUAUUAGUGUCUUCUUUGUAUACCCACAGCUGCAUCCUUUUUUUAUAGUGUAUUGGUUUUCUGUGUUUGGGGGGAUACUACCUGGGAUAUCCCCAGAGGAUUCUUAUAAGAUAAGGAUUUUUUACCACCUUGUACACUUGGUGGUGUACAAGGGUGUGGGAAUAGAGAUGUCGCGAACCGUCCACGAACUUCUCGUGAACGGUUCGCCACGGUUUGCGGCGAACUCCGGUCAGCUGACACAUCCCGGCCAAUCUCCAGCAGACCCUCCCUCCCUCCCAGACCCUCCUACUUCCUGGACAGCAUCCAUGUUGAAGCUGCCUUCAACAUGGAUGCUGUCCAGGAAGUAGGAGGGUCUGGGAGGGAGGGUCUGCUGGAGAUUGGCCGGGAUGUGUCAGCUGACCGGAGUUCGCCGCGAACCGUGGCGAACCGCGGCGAACCAUUCGCGAGAAGUUCGCGGACGGUUCGCGACAUCUCUAUGUGGGAAUUGUUUUAAUAUAUGUAAUUGUUAUUGGCAAUAUCAAAUAUUGCAGGGUUUUUAGAAUAAAAUUGUAUGUGUACUUUUCCUUUAAGAGACUUUGCAAAUUGAUGAGUUGUUUGAAAUGAAAAAUAUUGUUUUUCAUUCAAUGUUCCUUUACUUAUCAAACUGAUGUCUUACCCCGAUGUUUAAACUUUAACGUUUUGUCUUAGGUUAACGUGCACCAUGUCCCGUUAUAUUUUUUUGAAGUUGCAAGCAGAUACUUUAAUCUUGUAAACUUUGCUGUAAAUUGUUAUAAUGGAUUACUCAGUUUUGUCUGUAGUUAUAUUUUUAUUUAAUAAAAUAUUUUAAUCGACAAAACUUUAUUGCUUCCAAGACAAUCCCUAUUUUGUAUUGAAUUCUCAAUUAUUUAUAUAUUUUCAAUAGAGGCACUCUUACUAACUAUAUAGAAUUAUAGCUAAGAUAUCUGUAAGGUUGGCUACAUUCUAUGCUUUGAGACUUUAUAAUGGUAAAUGGGGGAACCUGCUGCGGUAACACCACAGAUUGCAUCAAAAUUGUUAUGUUAGUCUGUUAAUUAGGGUAUUCUGCCCAGUCAUUUGUGCUAUUUUGAUAUUUUUAGGUGUAACUUCCUUCAAAGUAAGCUAACACCAGCUGAAGUCAGGAACUACAUUAAAUCUUACGUUGGAUUUGCUGGAUAUACGGUAGGUGGAUUCUAUUUUUAAUUAGAUUACACUAGUAGCCAUUAUAACCAGUAUUGGAAUUGUUAGAGAAGCUUUGCAAAAUGCAUGAUAGGUAAAUAGUCGCCAUAUGGGCAGGAGGAAUCAGGACAAAACCCCCCACAUACCUAACCCAAUAAAAAACAUGGACACUAAAGUAUAUGGGUCAAAUUGUCCACAGCUUUUAUUAAAUAGAAUAGUAAAUUAACAUAGAAAAAAGGUCAUUGCCCCACACCCUGCCAUCACAUCCGUAUCCUUCAUUUAGGUAUAAAAAGGCAAUGACCCAUAUAUAAAUAAAUAACAUAACAGUGUUCCAACAUGAACAUAACUUAAAGUGCCAACAUUUGUUGGUGACUGUAGUGUCCCUUUAAUGGAUGCAUUGGCUAGAUACACCAAGCUACAGUUUAUGUACAGCAUGUGUAAAUAGCAGCUAUGUUCUGAAUGGUAUCAGUUAUCAAACUAGCUCCACUCAUCCUAAGUGAUAAAUGGAAUCGUGCUGCUGUGGUUAAACUGUUCAUCCCAUAAAUCCAUGCUAGAAAAGGUUUAUAGGAUAGGAACAGACCUGUAUAAAACAGAAAGAGAAAUUUGUGUAGCCUUUUCUUGGUGACGAUUGAUCCUGUCUGUUACUGAUACUUACUGUGCAAGUACAAUAGCAGUAUGGUCUUUACAAGAUAACUAUUUUUUUUUGUUUUAGGUUUGUUGCAUCAUUUAUGUAAUAUAGUAAUGCAUGGCAUUUAAUCUGUUCUAUAUAGUUCUAGUGCGUCAGUGUUCAAUGUUUAAGCUAUAAAGAGUUAUUAUAUAUCAAUGAUUAAAAAUACUUUUAAUUGAAGUCCUUAAAAAGGCAAAUAUGCUAAAGGGAGAGAAAUAGACACAAAAAGGGGGUAAGAUACACAAAAGGGGUUUUAAAGACACACACAGGCCAACACAGGCGAAUAAAAUUAUAGUGCUGGAAAGUUAGCGAAGCUGAAGAGUUUUUCAGUUGAACUAUUUUGUUCUAUAAUUUACAAUUCCAUUUUUCAUAGACUAAGGUUGGAAAAGAGUUUAUUUAUUUAUUUUGGUCUUUUGCCUCCUCCCCCCCGCUCCCCAUGCUAUGUUAUGUUCAAUAAUCUUUCAAAUUUUCAUGUUUGGCAUCUCGUAUCUGGAUAUUGUUUCUGCUGUGUACUAAGGACUGUAGCUUCCUAGCUAGGCGUCUCCUGUGUAGAAUCAGCAAAACAUUACAUUUUAUCAAAAGGUUUUUUGUUUUUUUCUAUAAAUGUCUUUUGAUCCAGUGUGGAGUUUAAGUACACCAUUUUUAAAUUCCUGGCUCCAAUUUAGCUUUUUAUUUUUUAAGCAAGUAAUCCUACAAAGCAUUCCAAUUUGGGGGAUGGGGAACAGUGGCGUACACAUGACCCAUGGGGCCCCGGUGCAAAAAUUGAUCCGAGGCCCCCCCCCCGCCCGCUUACUCGGCGCGGGUCGGGGCCGCAACACACGGCGGCGGGCACCUGGUCGCAGGGCUGCGACCCCGCAAAUGCGUUAUACUUCACACACACCUAAAGGACCACUACAGACACCCAGAUCACAUCAGCUCAAUGAAGUGGUCUGGGAGCCAGGUCCCUCUAGUUUUAACCCUGCAGCUCAAAACAUAGCUGUUUAAGAGAAACGACUAUGUUUCACUGAGAGUUAAUCCAGCCUCUGGUGGCUGUCUCUUUGACAGCCGCUAGAGGAGAUUCCGCGAUUCUCACUGUGAAAAUCACAGUGAGAAGACACUGAACGUCCAUAGGAAAGCAUUGAGUAAUGCUUUCCUAUGGGCGCUUUAAAUGCGCGAGCGCGCCUCUUGCCGCGCAUGUGCAUUCGGAGCUGAGAGGCGGCGGGAUCCCCAGCGCCUAGGAAGUUCGGCGCUGGAGAAAGGUAAAUGCUGAAGACACACACUCUCACGAACAGACGCAUACACACUAGCUAACAGACACACACAUUUACUAACAGAGACACACUCAGCGACAGACAUACAUACACACUCACUUACAAAACAUACACUUUCACUGACAAACACACACUCACUAACAGACAUCAGACACACUCAGUAACAGACACACCCAAUAACAGACACACCCAAUAACAGACACACCCAAUAACAGACACACUAAAACUUACACACACACACACACACACACACACUAACACUAAUACACACACUAACACUAAUACACACACACACUAACACACACACACACACACUAACACACACACACACAUUUUUUUUUUUUUAAAUUGAAUCCCCCCAGCCUCCUUACCUUUUGGGGUGCUGGGGGGAUUCCCUUGGGUCCAGUGGUGCUGCUGCUGCUGGGCUCCUGGGCGGGCGGGCGGGCUGUUUGGGUGGCCGGCGCGCGAGGGAGCACUUUCUCCUCAGUGCUUCCUCUUCCGCUCCCUCGCGCGCCGCGUAGGGAUGCUGGAGCCGGAAGAUGAUGUCAUCUUCCGGCUCCGGUAUCAGUGCGGCGCGCGAGGGAGCGGAAGAAGAGGCUGGAGAAGAGGCUGGCCCUGUGGCUACAUACUGGGUCGCAGGGGCAGCCGGGCCCCCUGCGACCCUGGUAUGUACGCCACUGAUGGGGAAUAAUUGAAGGCAUCAUAUACACAAUGAUCAUUGUGCUUUGAAUGAGAUAUUGCUCUGCCUAAAGCAUUUUCUUAACUGCAGUAAAAAAGAUACUGUUCUAUGUUGUAUAUUUCAGGGAAAGAAUUUUACGACAAUUCUUGGUGGCCAGACAUUACCCUCAGCUAAAAGUAAGUAAAACAACAAACCAUUGAAAUGUUGAAGGAAUACCUCAAGCAUAAUAACCACUAUAACAUGCUGUAGUGGUUAUGGUACCAGAAGUGCCCUGGCACGCCUAUCGUAAGUGUCAAAAUGUUUCCUCAUGAGCUGCUCUUAGCUCUUCCGAGCUAAGCCCUGCAGUUCAAACUCCUUGGCUGAGAGCAUCAGCUGAUCACUCUUACUUAAAUUGCUAAGCACCGCACUGCAGAGCUCAUUUGUACUUUCAUUGUUCUAGCUAGAAGUUCAACACACUCAGCCACUGAAUAUUGUCUGAACUUGGUGUGAGGUAGUGCGAUAAUGUAGAAGUAUGACUUUUGGUUUUAUCAUAGAAACUCAGACUGGAAGGACAAUGUGUGCUUGACACAACAAAUUAAUUGUAAAACUGUUUAUAAAUGGUUUGACAGAUUACCGGAAUUCUGCAUCCAGGAGUUCCUGGCACCAUAAUAAUUACAACACACUGUAGUGGUUAUGAUACUUAGAUCAUCAAAAGGCACUAAUUCUUGACCCAAUUAACAAAGACAAUUCUCAGCUUCACAUUGCAAUUCCAAAUUCUGAAACUGAAGCGAGUGGUACGUUUUGCACACUUAAUCCUACAUUCUCUAUCAACAGAAAUAAUAUUAUGGCAGAUUAUGAUGUCGUUACUCAAUAAUUAGAGAUGCUUUAUUUUUUUUAAAGGGCACAGAAGUUCAAGUAUCUUUGAGGAUGAAGGAGUCCGACUUGAUUCAUUUAAGAGUUGGCCACAAAAUGCGCAUGCAAACCCUAUGGAUCUAGCAAGAGUUGGCUUUUAUUACAUAGGUGAGUGUAUUUUGAAAGAAAAUACAUGUUUUUAAAUUGGAUUUAGUAUAGAAACAUAGUUUAUCAUGGCAGAUAUAAUAAAUGUCAAUUGUUACAUUUAAUCUAUCCAUUUCCUGUUGCUGGCCCUCUUCGUUACCUAUUUGAUUCCAUGUGGGGUCUAAGACCUCAUCAUCCUCCAUCAUCUUCCACCCACUCCUCAACCCUGCCCUCCUUACUGGUCUGCACACUGCAGAAAGCCACAGUAGUUGGCACCUGUGUUUCGUCAUCAUCAGAGACGUGCUGCGGUGGUCCUCACAUGUCCACAUCCUGACACAUAAGUGGUUGUGCAUCAGUGCACUCAAGCUCUUCUACUUCUGGGGCAGGGCUAAGUGGAUGGCCCACGGAAACCCUGCAAGCAGAGUAAUCAAAAAGCAUAAAAGACUGCUGCAUGACUUGUGGCUCAGACUGCGUGGCUGAUUUGCAAAGGACUGAGGUGAAAGACAGAUGGCCAUGGGCUGCAGGUGCCAACUCUGAGCUUUCCGCAGGGGACCGGGUGGGAGACAAUGUGAAGUAACUGGAGGCACUGUCAGCCAUGCAAUCUACUAUCGCCUGUACUUGUUCUGGCCUCACCAUUGGUAGAGCGGCAUUCGGGCCUACCAAAUAAGGCUGAAGGUUCUGUCUCCUACUCGCAGCUGAGGAAGGUGUUUCACUUGUGCAUGUAGCUGGCACAGAUUGGCCACGUCCUCUCCCUGCUACAGGAGCUCCACCAACACCAGCAGCACCACGACCAGUGCCACGUCCCUUAUUUGACACUCUCCGCAUUCUUUGCGUUCACCCACCAAACUAACAGAUGGUUUAAAUUUGAAUUUUUCAAAGUGCGAUGUAACCACAGUAUUUGACGGUUCUUUUUGACUCUCAGAUAUGAAGUGCACGCCCCAAAUUUACUUUUUAGCACCAAAAAUUGUUGAAUUUUUCAAAGUACGAUGUAACCACAGUAUUUGACGGUUCUAUUUGACUCUCAGAUAUGAAGUGCACGCUACAAAUUUACUUUUUAGCACCAAAAAAAUUUCAAUUUGUCAAACUGCAAUGUCACAGCCGUAUUUGACGGUUCUAUUUGACUCUCAGAUAUGAAGUGCACGCCACAAAUUUACUUUUUAGGACCAAAACAAUUUGAAUUUGUCAAACUGCAAUGUCACAGCAGUAUUUAAAAAUGCCUAGAUGUUGCCCACUGAGCUACCAGAACAGGAUGAAAGUAAUGUGCCUGGCACACAUGCAGUUGCAAGUGCCCACCUAAAAAACAGACUGAUUGCUUAUUUCUCUGUGGCACUGGGCUCAGGGCAGGGUACAAAAAUGUAGUAUAGCACCCACAAAAAUAAUCUCUGUAGUUUGCAGAUUCAACACCAGAAUUCUUUCCUAAUCUGUCCCUCACAGCUGCAGCAUCCUCUCCCUAUACUAAUAAGAGCUCAUGUGACUCCAGCUUAUAUAGAGGCUGGGUCACAUGCUGCACUGGCCAAUCACAGCCAUGCCAUUAGUAGGCACGGCUGUGAUGGCUUCUAAGGGCACACGAGUCAAACGCUUGUUGAUUGGCUGCCCUGCAGCUUUUCAAAACGCGCCAUUAAAUCGCCAAACACCGAACUCUAACCCGAACUGUACUGAAAUGUCCGGGCUCUGGUUCGGGGGCCAAAAAUCGCAAUGUUCGGUACGGGUUCGCUCAUCUCUACCUCAGGGACACAGUUAAAUCUUCAUUCAAUCUAAAAUCUUUUAAGAGAUCUAUGGCAAUAUACCUCAAUACAGAAUGCCACCCUAUGGAUCUAGCAAGAGUUGGCUUUUAUUACAUAGGUGAGUGAAAUAUUCCUACUAGUGUAUUUUGAAAGAAAAUACAUGUCAUGUAUUGAAUAUAUUGCACCUGUCAUGGUUGAAUAUAUUUAUCACCUGUUAUGUAUUAAAUUUAUAUAUGUAUGUAUGUGUGUAUACAAAUAUAUAUUGUUUGUAUAUUGUAUUUUUUGUAAUAUUGUAUCCUGUUGUAACAGUGCAAUGUUUUGUGGACCCAGCACCCAUACAUGAAAAAAAGAGAAAUCCCAAUGUAUCCUUCCUGGUAAAAUAUUUUUAUAAAUAAAUAAAAUUAAUUAUUAUAAUCAAGCAGUUAUAAUCCAUCUGUCCAGAAAAUGCCUUUGUUCAUACUACCCCCUCCGUCUGUGUUUUAAAAUACAAUGUAGCUAUAUACUGCUAAUAUGUAUAUGUGUUUUAUUUAUUUAUAUAUAUAUAUAUAUAUAUAUAUAUAUAUAUAUAUAAACACUGACAUCUUGUCUUCUUAGUGAAGAAAAAAACUUUGUUUAACAUUAGUUUAAAUGCAAAGACGAUGGCUGAAGUCUGGUUCAUAUUAUUAUAAUAUAACUGAAGCAUAUUCACUUAACAGCGACAUUAUAACCAUAUGAUAUUCUUCACAAAAUGUCUGAUAACAUUUCUUAUGCAUUUUAAAUAUUAGUACACCACAAUCACUUUUCUUUGCUUGAUAAGGUGCUGCAGUUAAAACAACACCUAUUAUCUGUCUUUCUUUAUUAGGAAUAUCUGACAUUGUAAAGUGCUUUACUUGUGGUAUCUGCCUUCACUUAUUUGAACCGGGAGAUGUUCCUCAUGUAGAGCACCUGAAAUACAGCCCCCAGUAAGUAUUGGGAACCGACAUAUAAAAGAGGAUCUGUCAUGACCUCAGUUAACUAUUUUAUGAUUUCAUUGAUUUUCAUAUUUAAUCAUUUGUAUUCACAAACAGUAAUGAGCAUGAUAGCUUGAGUGGGAGCUCUGGCGCUCAGUUAAAGGACCACUAUAGUGCCAGGAAAACAUACUCAUUUUCCUGGCACUAUAGUGCCCUGAGGGUGCCCCCACCCUCAGGGUCCCACUCCCGCCGGGCUGGAUAGAGAGGAAAGGGUUAAAUCUUACCUUUUUUUUCCAGCUCUCCUCCUCCUCUCCGCCUCCUCUCCUACUCUUUGGCUGAAUGCGCAUGUGCGGCAGGAGCUGCGCGCGCAUUCAGCUAGGCUCAUAGGAAAGCAUUCAUAAUGCUUUCCUAUGGACGCUUGCAUCUUCUCACUUUGAUUUUCACAGUGAGAAGCACGCAAACGCCUCUAGCGGCUGUCAAUGAGACAGCCACUAGAGACUUUAAAGGCUGGAUUAACCCUAUUAUAAACAUAGCAGUUUCUCUGAAACUGCUAUGUUUAUAAAAAAAAAAAGGGUUAAUCCUAGAGGGAUCUGGCACCCAGACCACUUCAUUAAGCUGGAGUGGUCUGAGUGCCUAGAGUGGUCCUUUAACCCAAAUGCAACAAUUACAGAACCACAGCAGGAAUGUUUAGUGUGAACUAGGGAGAGGAUAAAACUCCCCAGAUUAGCCUAUACCCUUAUUUUUCUCAUUUACAACUACUACCUUUACAAAGGUCUAAUCCAUUUUGGAAGGGUAUUCCCUGUUUUCAACCUUUUCUUUUUUUUAAAUAUUGUGAUGGGAUGUCACCAGGGCUGUAGAUCUACCAGUGAAGACCGUUACUAAGACCAGGGGUCAAGCGAGCAGUUACAGGUUCCCAACUUUGAAAGGGCUAGUCCUGCAAGGCAGGUAUCGACCCAUCUGCCCAAGCCCUAUCUUCCAGGCAGGUAUCGACUCCUACUUCCUUUUACAAAGGUAUUUGUGGCUCUAAAUAAAAUGGAAAGAAAACAACACACAUAGUCUGUGACAGAGACAUUUUAAAGGUCCUCCCUCUCCCUCUAUAUUUUUAUAUUUUAUAAUGUCAAUGUCUCAGUGUCCAAUCUGUCUCUGCUACCUCCUAUGAUGCAGUAUGAGCUGCAGUACGAGCUGUUUGUCAUUGGUAUACUCCGUGCAUUGUUACAGGUGUGAAUUUCUUCAUAAAUUGGAGCAGAUGAAAGACACAGAAAUUGAACAGAAAAAAGAAGCAGAUAACGGCUAUGUGCAAGUAAGACAAUAUGGGGAUCCGCAUCCCUUUGUCAACUUUCCACCCCUUUGUCCUUUUUUUCUAUGAGCUGAGAAUUUUUGAUGAGAUGAAGAGUAAAUCAUAUUCAGAGCAGUGAAACUCAGAGUUGUAUGCCUUUAACCCCAUGUGUGACAUGUCAUGAUUCCCUUUUAUUCCAGAAGUUUGGUUCUUAAAGCACAUUAAAUAUGGUUACAAAUUAGUUUAGGCCAAAUGUGUUUGUUAUGACAUUAAUGACAGUGUUAGUUAGAUGUAUGGCAAAUCAUUAGUUGGUGAUGUAAUCUGAUUUAUUUAUUUUUUUUAAAUAAAACCUUCCUCUAGCCACAAACCUACCAAAAAUGUGCCAUGCAGUGGCAGUUUUUAUUAUUGAUAAUUUUGUAAAAUUACAGGCUAUCCUCACUUAUCCGUUCUUACGUUCCAGUCGUAAAACUAAUUGGUUGGUAAAUGAGGAAGCACUAGCAAGCAUGCGCAGGAAAGCAGGUCUCCGUUUAAGGGAAUUCCCCUGAACAUAGACCUGUUCACUAGGGCAGGGAAUCCCACGAAUCCAUGCUUGGGGAAACUUACCUGAACAUGUUUUAGCUUACAGGGAAUUACAGGGAAUCCCAUGCCUAUAUGUUCGGGGUCCAAUUCCCCGAACAUAGAUCAGCUCUCUAACAUGGGGAAUCCUUUGAAUCCACAUGCUAGAGAGCUGGUCGUAAGUCCAAGCAGUCGUAAAACAGGUAGGUUGUUAAGAGGACCACCUGUACUAACUCUCGAGCAACAAUAAAUAUCCAUUUGAGUAUCAAGAAUUUCUUAUUCUCAAAUUAUUCAUCUGAAAGGAAUGUAUUAUUUCUCUUUAAUUUUAGACUCUCUAUAUCUGGUGGGUGGCACAUUCCAGUGAUGGCCCACUGCAGCAAAAUGUGGGAGAUCUGUGAAUGAUGUGCCAAUAAUAACACUUUCUUUGUUCCUAUGGGGUGGUAAUUGGGUUAGAACGUGCACGUCAGGGGCUCUGGACACUUACUGACACAUUAUUGGUGUCGGCAUCUAACUCUCUGCUUAUCUAUUGCUAAAUUACCGACAUCAAGUUAAUUUAUGUCCAGCAUUUCAGGAGUGCAUAUUGGAGACUCUUAACACUAAUUUUGUGUACUCUGUACAUACUUUAGUUCUUUCUUUUUCCUUUAUUAUGUGUAUGAGGGGAGAUUGAUAAGACCAGGCAUUUUAUUAAGGGGUGCCCUCGAAGGCACAAGACUUAGGAAUCUUUAUUCUAUAUGCCUUCCUCUGUCACUGUCUGUAUAUUUUCUACUACCUAGGCAACCUGUUCAAAACUGUUUGUAAACCCUCUCUUUAUACUUUGACCUAUUAUUUAGAUGCAGCUAGCAUUUAGGCAACUUGUGUGAUUUUUAACCAGUUAACUGCUGCCUGUCAGUCCUUCACAGGUGAGCUACUACUUUGUGCUCCACUGUGGUCAAGCAUAAGUUAACAUCAUUCAGUGCAGGCAGCUGUUGUAACACUAGAAUAUACUGCUAGGUAUCUUGCAGGAAAAAAACAGAGCCAGGUCAGCAACCCCUUAUUUUACACUUUACUGCUUGACAGCAAGCUUUAAUUUAUUAUCAAAAUGCUGCUAUGAUCUAGGCAGCUUUUGUGAUAUUUAACUGGCUAAUCGCCGUCUGUCAGAAAUCUGUCUUAGCUGAACUAUUGACAGCACUGGUUUAGCAGUUGUCUUAUCUCCCCCCCCCUUUUUGCUACAGCUAUUAGUGAUAUAUAAUACAGUAUCACUUCUAUUACUUGGGAAUACACUGAUGUUAUAUUGUAGCUAAACAGUAUUGCUUCAGCAUUAGUGUUAUUAUGUAUACACUUUUACAGCUUAUAUAAGUAGUCAGAGUUUUACUCGCUGUAUAGUCUCCAUUUACUCCUGCUGUUCAUAUUAUUUUUCUCUUUUUUAUAUUCUUAUUUUAGAUUUAUUUAUUAAAAGUUACUUUUUAAUCUACAGUCUUUUAAUCUACAGUCUUCUCAGUAAAUCAUACACAGGUAGAAUGGCAUUUGUUUCUUUUUCUGUUUAUUCCCUAUGGGUUAGACAGCAUAUCCAUGUGCCCCUGUACCUAUGUUUUGUAUUUUACUGGUCAGUUAUGUCAUACAAUAAGUAAAGAAGGAUGCGAUCUAGCAUUGAAAGGGUAUUAGUAGUAAUCAUAUAAGACAAUAAAAAAAUAAUAAUUUACAAGGCCAUCCUGUUCCAUGCAUCUUGUUUUGAGAAGUUUGAAUGUGCUUUUGCAGAUGGUUUACAAAAAUGAAGAACAGAACAUUACAUUUACAAAAACUGGUGAGUAGCAUGAUAUCACCUGUGUUUUGCUGGAGACGCACGAAUAAUAAAAUUCUCCAGUAAUGAAGACAAUGAGGCAACUGAACAAAGCUUCUUGAUUGGUUUGCAGGCUGACUAAUUACCCUUGGAGCCAAUCACAGUAAUGACAUUAGCAUUAGCUGUAAGUUAAGACAUGUCGUACUUUUAUUGGCUCCCAGGCUGAUCAACCAAGAUUUAAUAUUAAGGUAUUUAUGGUUAUUAUUAGUUAUGGUUAUGUAAUGUAGUAGUGCAAUGUAAUAGUUAAGGUGCCUGGAGUGCCCUGGGCCCCCAAUGUAAGUUAUCAAAACUUUGAAAGUUGAGCAUUUCCUAAGAAUCCCUGCUGAACCUGGAUUUAAUGAUAUAUGUAGUUCACACACAUCCACUACUACAUUCAGCUAAAACUCAUACACCUGCCUUUAGCUUCCUGAAAACUCCAUUCAUGCUGCAUAGAAAACUGUGAUGGAGCCUCUUAAAGGAGAUAGAGACUUCUACAUUGUGUGCCCUUCUGUUGAUUGCAUGCUGUACAAGUUCUUGGACAAAAAGGGAGAAGCAUAUAAUUCUACCUUCUCUCUGCUCUUUAUUAUCUCUAAUGACUUCUAUAAUUUAAGUUAGAGAGACUAACCUUUGAAAGGUCACUGGGCGGUGUUUAUUCAUAAAAAUGUUAAUAGAAUGUGAAGAGGCUAAACUAAUUGAUCAAGUGGACGACAAUAUUUAUGACCACCAGUACAGAGUUGUUUAAACUUCUAAUAUUUGAAUGUUCUGUGUUUCAGGUCUUGACUUACAAAAUGAACACUCUUCUUUUGGAUGGGAAAACCUGAGAAGACAGCUAGUGGAAACAUAUAAUAGUUCAAGUUUCAGCAAUUUGUCCUUGUUUCCUGAUUCCUCCCAUCUUUCCAUAGACCUGAAAUCCCUCUUUGCAGAUAUAUCUGUGGUCUUGAAGGACACCAGGAAUCAGCCAGUUCGGCAGUUGACAUUACCUGAUAUAAUGUCCAUUCUGAGUGAUAUCACCAUGAUAGAAGGUGAGGCUGGCAGUGGGAAAACGGCUCUGCUUCGAAAAAUAGCCAUUCUUUGGGCCUCAGGAACCUGUCCCAUACUCAGCCGGUUCUGCCUUGUCUUUUAUAUCUCAGUUUCCUCCACUGAAAACCAACAAACAUUAAGUGACAUAAUCAGAGAACAACUGAGCGGAUCCACAACAUUGCUUGAUGAAAACGUUCUGGAAGAAAUUAUAAGUCAAUUAGGGAACCAAGUCCUGUUUCUCCUUGAUGACUAUAAUGAGAUGGACCUGGUUCCUGGGGCAAUAGAUGAUCUUUUAUUAAAAAACCCCGCCAAUCGAGUAAGUGUGGCAGUCACUGUACGCAAUGGCAUGGGCAGGAAGUUGCGUCAGUUAUCAAGGACAGAACUGAGUAUCCAAGAAUUCCCUUUGUAUAGCUCUCUAUAUAUUUAUAGAAGGUCUUUUUCUCAUGACAUAGAAUUUCUUGAACAUUUUGUACUUCAAUUAGUUGAUUCAAAUACAUUACAAGCUGCAUUAAAGACUCCUCUCUUUGCAUUUUCCCUUUGUGUUUACUGGGUAGAAAACCCAAGUGAGAUCUUAUUUGACGAUGCCGUCGUUUGCAAAAGAUACCUGAUGCACAUCAUGUUAAAACACUCUAAACUCAAAGAUAAAAGGGAAACACUAGUUUCAGCAUGCGGAGAACUUGCCCUACAUGGCCUUUUUCGGGCUCAGUUUGAUUUUACAGACAAAGAUCUCUGUGCAUUUGAUAUUGACACGGAAUUGACUCUCAAAUGUGGACUUUUAAGCAAAUUCACCUCCCAGCGGCUUCGCCCUAUUUACAAGUUUUUUCAUCCAACUUUUCUGGAGUUUCUUGCGGGCAAAAGGCUCAGUCAGUACCUGGAUUCUACCGAUAAAGAUCAAUUAAAUAAAGGGAUUUCAUUCUUGCAGCAAAUCAAUAACAUUACAAAAUUUGUUGGACGCUACUAUGUGUUCCUGAAAUAUUGCUGCUUUCAUUCACCAGGAACAGCUUUACUAGUGAUUUCCUAUCUCUUCGACCUUCUGAAUAAAAGUGAAGCAUUUGACUAUGAAGGUGGUGUAAAGAGUCACUUCGAACAUCAUCCCGAAUUAGCAUGGAGAGAGGAUAUUCUAACAGCUUUAAAAAGCAACAAGCCAGACCUUCAUCUUUCAUUUGUUGUCCAUAUGUUACUGAAUUUUGCUAUUGAUGUUGCAUACAAAAGCAAUUAUGUGGAUGAAUGUGCUCCUAUCAUUUUGCAAUAUCUUACUAGGAAGGAUAUUUGUGUGGAUUUAUCACAUCCCAGUAAGAGUCUUUUAAUAUUCCUCUCAAAAUACCCAGAAGGACUUUCAAUGAUUAACAGUCUAGAACUACUGAUGAUUGAACCAAUAAUGAAUAAAGUCCCCCUUGGUCCAGACUUUGGCUCUCAUUUAGAUGUGCCGACAGUUGACAAAGAUUAUUCUAAGGCUUUUAUGCUUUCAGAUGAGGCUUGGCACUCGGAUGUGAAAAACUAUUUUGUUAAAAGUAAAAUCAACAUUUCUGAAUUUGGUUUAAAUCAAAGUCAUCAUAAAAUUGCUGUUCUACAAGUCAAUGCAAGUGGUGAAUAUAUGAUUGAGGAGCCUGUUCUUAACAAUCUCUCAGUAUUCCUUUCUCUUUCCCACCAUAUUGAACUCAGCCUGAAGAGUUGUCCUGGGUUUGUAAGAAAUAUCUCACAUUGCAUUGAACAAUAUAAAAACUCUUUUGUGAAGUGCAGGAUAUCUACUGUGGAACUAACUACAGAAGAGCAGAAACUGAUAACACAGAUGUCCACAUUACAGAGUCUGCAUAUGAUUAACAUAGCACCACCAGGUAAUUAUAAUUUUGCUAUCACUAAAAUUCACAAAGUGGAUUUAAAGCUUUACUCCAAGCACCAUAACCACCUCCUCAGCCAGGGUUAAAAAAUGUAGCUUUAUUUAUCUUUUCUCCCUUGAAGCUCUGGUCUCUGACAUGUAGCUCCACCUUUUUGGUUGAGGUCAUCUAAUACUUUCCCAUAGUAAAGCAUUGAGAGGCUAGUAGGCAUGUGCGCAACAUACCCAAGUUGCACCAUUCAGAUUGUCUUUCUUAGACUAUCUGAUUGAAAUAAUGAGGUGACAACCACAUUCCCCGCGUGUAGCGUCCACAUUCCCCAUGCAGUUAUGGUUACCCGAUGGCCAUAUAUCUUCAGGGGCCCCUUUUAAUGAUGUCAGCCGCAACUAGUGCUCAUCGCGGGAUGGAGAAGAAAGGCCAUGAAGAGGGAGAGCCAGACCAACUUCCGUCAGCCUCAGCCACCCUCCUGCACUGAAAAGGUAAGAAACAGGAGGCAGGCUAAAAAAUUAGCUGCAUGUGGGUGGUUCUGUAUGGAUGUAUGUGUGUCUCUUUAUGUCAGUAUAUAUGUCAGUAUGUAUGUAUCAACCUGUGUGUAUGUAUGUUAUUAUUAUUAUUAUUAUUAUUGGUAUUUAUAUAGUGCCAACUAAUUCCGCAGCGCUUUACAAUAUUAUUAAGGGGGUGGGGUGUUUACAAUAAAUGAGACAAUUACACAGUGACACAGGAACAGUAGGUAGAUUAGGGCCUCUACUCAAAGAGCUUACAGUCCAGAGGAAUGAAUGUAUGUGUGUCUCUGUAUGUAUGACAGUAUGCAUGUAUGUGUGUAUGUAUCUCAGUAUGUAUGUGUGUGUAUGUAUGUAUGUGUCUGUAUGUAUGUAAGUACGUACGUACGUACGUACGUGUGUAUGUAUGUCUGUAUGUCAGUAUGUGUGUAUGUGUCUGUAUGUAUGUAUGCCUCUAUAUGUCCAUGUGUGUGUGUGUGUGUGUAUGUAUGUGUGUAUCUGUAUGUCCUUAUGCAUGUGUGUGUGUCUGUAUGUAUGUUAGUAUGUGUCUGUGUGUCAGUAUGUAUGGCUGUGUAUGUAUGUCUGUUUCAGUAUGUGUGUGUCAAUAUGUAUAUCUGUGUAUGUAUAUGAAUGUUUCAGUCUGUGUGUCUGUUAUUAUGUAUGUGUGUGUCGGUAUGUGUGUAUAUGUGUGUCAGGAAUGUCUGUGUGCAUCUGUGUGUUGUGUGUGUUUCUCUGGGUAUCAGUGUGUAUCUUUGUGUGUGUUUCUGUGCUGUUUUGUGUUCUUUCUGUGUCAAUGUUUCAGUGUCUGUGUAUCAAUGUAUGUGUCAGUGUUGGUAUAUGUGUGUGUAUCUGUGUGUCAGUGUGUGUGUCUGUGUAUUUGCAUGUGUGACAGUGUAUGUAUCUGUGUAUCAGUGUGUGUGAAAAUGUAUACACUACACACAAAUGCACACCUGCAUUCAAACACCAACAUUCACAAAUACAAAAGCAUGCUCACAUUCAAACACAAAUUGUAAGUGUAUGUGUAUAUAAAUAUAUAUACGUACAAACAAUAUACACACAGUGCAUCCACUACACACAUGCUGCAUCCACUACGCAUGCACUAACACACACUGUGCCCACUUUACAAACACUGCAUCCUAUACACAAACACACACUGUAUCCACAAAACACACACCCUGUAUCCACUCCCAACAUUUCUGAUGGAGGCCCUGCUAGGAAAUGAUAGAGUAAUUUAUCCUGAUAAUCUACAGGCAAUGAGAGAACAAGUGCUACAAACAUAAAAAAAAUGUGGAAUGCCAUAAGAGGCUGCAACAACCAAGUGUCCAAAGCUACAUUUUGUAAAUGCUGUUUGAGAAGACGAGCAGUUAUUGUAUCAAAAAAGUCACAAAGAAACCUAUCCACCAAGCAAUGAAUGCACCACAACUUGGUAUUUAAUGAAUAAAUACCUUAAUAUCUAAUGGAUGAUGUUAUGGCGGUUUGAUAUUUAUGUUUAUUGCUGGCAUCUACUAGUUUAAAAUUAGAUUUUUUUUCCACAGAAUAUAUUCUUUCACACUUGGACAAAUUCACACAGCUAAAGGAACUAAAGAUGGAUUUAGCUGAUUAUUAUGAAGUGUUUGACAUGAUGUCUGAUGGAUUUAAAAAACUACACUACCUUGAAAAACUAAUGCUGAGAAAUGUUAAUUUGGCCAAUUACUACCAUCAACUAGGUAAGGAUUCAUUUUAUCAGCUAUUUGUCACAUAUUUAAAAUCUGCAAUUGUGUUUUUAUUAUUAUUACCAUCACCCUAAUAAAAAUAAAAAAAGCAUUUAAAGUUCCUUUAUUCAGUACAAAUCUCUUGUCAUGGCGCACUGUGGUUAAGAUGGUUGCGAAGGUCACAAAAUUAUAUCCUUGAUUAUUCUGUUUUUGCAAGUAUGCAUCCAGUUGCUGUUUAAACAUCUGUAUGGACUCUGAUAAAACCACUUCUUCAGGCAGAAGAUUCCACAUCCUUAUUGUUCUUUCUGUAAAAAAAAAAACACGUUUCCCUUGCCUUAGACCAAAUCAUGGUCCUCUUUGUGUUCAUCUAAACUAAACAGGUUUACAUUUGUUAACCUUUCUUCAUAACUAAAAUGUUCCAUCCAUUUUUAAAAAAUGUUGUAGCCCACCUCUGCACUUUUUCUAGUGCCAUAAUAUCCUUCUUUAGAACAGGUGCCCAAAAUUGCAUAGCAUAUUCCGGAUGUGGUCGUACCAGUGAUUUAUAAAGAGGCAAAAGGAUAUUCUCAUCUGAAGAAUUGAUGCCCCUUUUUACACAUGACAAUACCUUACUCACUGCUGAUUGACAUUACAAUGAUCUUUCACCAAGCCAUAAUGCGACUAAGCAUAUCAUUAAAGGGACACUAUAGUCACCUAAACAACUUUAGCUUAAUGAAGCAGUGUUGGGGUAUAGAACAUGCCCCUGCAGCCUCGCUGCUCAAUCCUCUGCCAUUUAGGAGUUAAAUCCCUUUGUUUAUGAACACUAGUCACACCUCCCUGCAUGUGACUUGCACAGCCUUCUAUAAACACUUCCUGUAAUUGCAAGUUCUGUUUAAUUUAGAUUUUCUUAUCCCCUGCUAUGUUAAUAGCCUGCAAGAGCCUCCUGUAUGUGAUUAAAGUUCAAUUUAGAGAUUUGAGAAACAAUUAUUUAAGGUAAAUUACAUCUGUUUGAAAGUGAAACCAGUUUUUUGUUCAUGCAGGCUCUGUCAAUCAUAGCCAGGGGAGGUGUGGCUAGGGCUGCAUAAACAGAAACAAAGUGAUUUAACUCCUAAAUGACAGUGAAUUAAGCAGUGAAAUUGCAGGGGAAUGAUCUAUACACUAAAACUGCUUUAUUUAGCUAAAGUAAUUUAGGUGACUAUAGUGUUCCUUUAAAAUAAUUACUUAAAAGAAGCCAUAACAACAGGCUAGCAAUUUUGAGCGGUUUGUCUAAAACCUGGAGCCUGGUCCAUGAUUGUGAUUGUGGCCUGGUCCAUCACUUACCCCUGCUAAUGCAGACCUUACAUUUCCUUAUUUACAAUUUAAAUUGUAUCUGUCUUUAGACUGCAGUAAUUAGCUUAAUAAGUCAGUUGUCACUCACUGAAAAGCAAUGUGUCCAAACAUGGUUGAAAUUGAUAUAGCUUAUGUGAAAUAGUAACUUGGCAAAACAGCAAGAUGACUAGAUUUGAUUAAUGUGUUUUUAAAAUAUUAUAUAAAUAAAAAUAGGUACAUUCAAAAUAUAUUAAUGUAUUUGUUUUGAUUACUGUACACCAUAUGUCUAGAAAUCCAAUAUAUUUUGGUAGUUAGAGGACACAAUUUACAAGGAGCGCAAUACUUUUUCAGUGUUUCAAGCUCUCACAAUUUACAUGUUUGGUCUUAUAAUGACCAACCAAAAGAACAUAUUAUCUUAAAGAAAACGCAUUCUAUGGUAUUUAUCUAGGGGUAUUUUAUCACUUUUCAAAUGACCAUUUUGCUACCAAUAUCUGCUAAAUGUUCUGGUAAUAUUGUAUCUUCUGUGCAUCUUUGAUAACAUUAAAUAUAAUUAAACGCUCUCUUUAUAUUUUGCAAAUCUGAAGUGAAAAUGUUGUACUCAGUACAGUAAUACCUUCAAUGCAGGGCCGGUGCAAGCAUUUUUCCUGCCCAAGUCAAAAACAAAUCUGCCACCCCAUUUGCUUCACCAUCAUGCAGACCAACUCACAUGCUGACUCAAGUAGACACACACUGAUCCAUGAAGACACACACAUACAGACACACUGACCCAUGCAGACAGAUACUGACCCAUACAGACACACUGACCCAUACAGGCACACAAAACAACCCAUAUAGACAUACACACACUGACCCAUACAGACACACACACACACACACACACACACUGAAACAUACAGACACACACACUGACCCACACAAACAGACAUAAACAAACAUACUGAAUGAAGCAGACUAACACACCAGUGGCCUAUUGAGAUUUGAUUGUAGCCUGUAGCCACGGCUCUGUAAUUUGUGAGUUGUUCUAUUUACUCCUUUUCAAUCUCUUUAUAUAAACUGUACACACUAUGUUUUAUAUUAUUAUCUUGCAGAUAUUGUGAAGAUUUCCUCACCAUUUAUAUACAUAAGUAUAUUUAUAUUGUACAACUGUAUUCAGUUUGAAGGGUUCACCACUACUUGGUGUGAUUGUUUACACUUUGUUGUAGGUGUUGUGUUGUUCUGUUUGGUAUUUUAUUAAGGUGUGGGGGAAACACCUAUUUCACCCUUCUACAUACUGAACACUACUUUCUGGAAGCGCCCCACUUGUACUCCCUUUUUUAGAGUUUUGUUUUAUGUUUCAUUUUAUUCAUUUCUUUGUUUGCCCUUAGUAAGCUUUUUGUGAAAUGUUUUUUUAGGAACAUUCUCUAAUUAAUAUGCUCAGUAAAUAACCAUUUAAAAAAAAAUAAUUUCCUUUGUGUUGUGCAGCGGACUGUAUUUCAUGUUUCCCUAACUUGACGACUUUUCAUUUAAAUGGUGACUGGUGUCCGAAUUUUGAGAAAACAAUGGGUGCAAUCAUUAAAAAUGGAAACAUCUGUGAAUUAAAUCUGUAUGGAUUAUUGAUAAAGGACAGUGACAUUUUCCAUUUGGGUAAGAUAUAAAAAUGCAGUCCUACUCUAUACAAUCAAUAGUAUCUGCAAACAACUAGCAACGCUGUAUCAAGAACUCUUGAUAUUAUAAACAAAUGGUAUGCCAUAAUGGGGUUAAUUAACAUUCCUGGGCUACCAUAUGGGCUCAAAAGGCAACACAGACCCAGCAAACCAAUCUGGCAAACUGAAAUGGGCAAGCCUUAUAUUGACCUUGUAACUUUCCAAAACACCAAAGCUGUACAUGGGGGGUAUUGUUAUACUCAGGAGACUUCGCUGAACACAAAUAUGAGUUUUUAUGAGUACACAAAUAUGAGUUUUUAUGAGUACACAAAUAUGAGUUUUUGUCAGUGAAAGUGACUUUUUGUGCAUUUUUCACACAAAUGGCACUUUCACUGAUGAUAUCAUUGUUGUGAUAUGUUUUACUGCUUUGAAACACUAAUAUUACACUAAACAUUAAACUAUAAGAUUAUGUCUUAAAGAUUGCAUCAUAAGAAUAGUCCCUUCUUAGUUGCAAAAAUUGACCGACCAAAAUAUAUUGAAAGAAAUGAAUUGCGUGAUUACUAUGAACUCUCAAUGCUGUAUUGGCACCUGUAGGUUCACAAAAAAGUACUAGAAUAUAUGGGAAAAUCCAAUUGUGGGAACAAAAUAACAUCCAAAAAUUUACGGAGUGACCAUCAUUGUCUUGAGUAAAUCUCAAAUUCAAAUGAUUAAAAUAUUCUAAGAAUGGUUCAAUAUAUUCCUGAUCACUCUGGCAAAUAGAAAACAGAUCAUGUCUCUUAUACAUAAAUACUAUAUCCAUGAUGUAAUCAGUAAUGUAAUUGUUUUUUUUGUUUGUUUUUACAGUAUCGGGAUUAUUUUCACUAAAAAAACUUAAAGUUUUGAAUCUUCUAUCACAUCAUUUUGUGAAUGUUGAGGAUGCAAAGAUCUUUGGUAUGAUGUAUUUUUUUUCAUUACAUUGCAUACAGACAAGGCAUGCUUUUUUUCUGACAUGUGACCUUCAUGUAGGUCCCGUUUGUAGAUGACAUAAAAGCUGAUAUCUCACUGAUUGCCCUCCAUGACACAGAGUUUAAGGUAAACUCAUCUUCUAAAUAAACAGUUUUAAUAAAUUAAUUCUCCUUAACUGACACACUCUCUCUGAUUCACAUCAUUAUAUUGCCCUAGAAUUAAAUACUAAUGGACAAGGACUACUUGAAAUGUUUGUAUGUGUUCAUAGAAGACAAGUCUUUGCAAAACGGUUUCAUCCAGAAUAUAUUGCUUAAAGGAACACUAUAGGCACCCAGACUACUUAAUCUCAAUGAAGUGGUCUGGGGGCCAUGUUCCCCCUUUUAGCCCUUGUAACGGAACUCCCCGUACUCCGACCGAGUACCUUCCGUUGAUGGACGAUUCCUAGCUUGCGCCAAGGACCCCAAGCACCUCACCGGACACCACAACCGCCGUAGCUUAACUGGAGUCUUGCCAUCUUCUGUCCACCCUGGAUCAGCUUCUGUCCGCCAGGACCGUGUGGGGAAGACCUCUCCUCCAGAAGAGCAUUUCAGGAACAAGCUCUUAAAAAAGAUAAGUGAUUAAAGCUCAAGGGAGUAUGCAGAGCAUAGCAAUCCCCAGUGUGAUUAUAGCAGUUCCCUCCAAUAACGAGACGAGGUUACGUUUUGAAGGGUAAAGAAGAACUGACUGUACUGGCACAAACAGCCUCUUUUAUUCACAUUCUACAAACAUAGUACAGCCCACAAGGUUUUGAAGAACAACCAAUCAACACAUUACAACACAGCUAAUACUCCCAUUCAUUACAUCAGAAAUCCUCCUCUCUGCCUGUGAUACAAUUAUCUCAACACAAUAGACUAACUUAAUUAUCACAGGCAGGAAAAUACAGUAUUAUAAAACAUAUCACAGGGACCCCACAACAUGCAAUAACCCCCCCCAAAAAAAUUCACCCAGAUACGUUCAGUAGUUUGGAAGAUACGGUUUAAUGCAGAUUCCGCAGAACAUAUACAGGCUAUAUGAAAAAUAAUUACUGUUAAAUGUGUCCCCUGUUCUGUAGUUUAAAACUACUGAACGAUGUCUUUGUGCACCAAAUACCAGCGAGAUGGCACCGUGUAGAAAAGUCAAAACAGUGUCUGUGAGUUAAAAUGGCCACCACCCAUUGUUCUCACCAUGUGCUUCAUCCAUUGUUCUCACCAUGUUCCUCUGAUACAUGAAAUGGUGGACACCCAGUAACUCCACAGUUUGUCUGGUAGUCUAUCCAGCCGAACCAACAGAUGAAACACAUAGGGAACAGUGCAACAAACGAAGGGAAUCAUACAAAAUAUGGACAAUAGUCAUAUUUGUGCACAAUCUCCAGUUUUGUCACAGGGCACAAAUAGAGUUUUCAAAUGCCAUAUAUCCCAGGGCCAUAGUCAGAAGGUAGGAGGCGGGCAAGCAGACGUUCCUACAGAACAGCAAUAUUUUCACUGCGGGUUUAACCUGACUCUAGUGUCAUUAUGACAUUUGUAUUGGAUGGUCUUAGAAAGAUCAUCUGAUUGGUGCAGUGCGCCCAUUAGUAGUUCAUUGUUUUGAUGUACACAUACACUAGCUUCAAAAAUGCUUUCCUAUGGGAAAUCAUUGGAUUGGCUGAGAUCAUCAACAUCGAUGAUCCCAGCCAAAGAGGUGGAGUGGAACAGUAAGCAAACCAACUUUAUAAACCCUGUCAAUGCUGACACUGUCACGUAAACAGUUACUAGGACACUAUAGAAUUGGGGAUACGUAUAUGUAUUCCUAAUGCUAUAGUGCACCUUUAAAUCAACUGUGCUGAGAAGAAUUAUCUGACAGGCUAUUUGAGGGUUUGAGACACUCAUCCAUUUGUGUCCAAUGUAUCAUGAUGUCCACAGCUCACAAUGUAAUUUACUUGCCUUUAUCACAGCCAAGUGGUGGCUUAGCAACAUUUCAGACAUUUUGUCCCUUUGUCAAGUCUGAUAAUACAAAUAACAAGUCUUUAUAAAGUUAUGCACUGUGUACAUUAUUUUUGAAUAUGUGUCAACAUUCAAUGUGCUCCAGUAGCAUGUUAGAUAUUUACCAAUGACUCAGUACUUAAGUGUGAUACAUUUUAUUCUAAUAUAAUGCAUAUCUCACUCGCAAUGGAAGACUGUUGUCUUUGUUUAUUUAGCUAAAUAAGCUGUAUUCUUUGCAGUACAAGCCUUGUCAUCAUUGGUGCAGUUGGAAUAUCUGGCCCUUCCCAGUGGACCUGGAAUCACAGAAACAAUUACCUCAAUUAUAGAGCAGUUCCAAUUUCUGCCGAACCUCAUGGAACUACGUCUUCAAAACCACAUUUUAAAUGACCACAGCUUACUGGAGUUGGGUAACUAUUUUUUUUUUUAUCCUGGCAUAAACAUCUCUCAGUGUAGCAUUGUUAGUGCACAUUGUUUCUGUAAUUCAAUAUGAAUUUAACAUUUUACAUCAUCUGGAUUUACAUCAACUGGAUUUUUUCCAGUUCAGCUAUUUUGACCUUAAAUUAGAAAUUUACUUGGAAUUUUGUUCAUUUCCUUUAGUAAUUAACCAUGUCAGAGUUGAAGGGUGAGAGGACAGGCAUCUUGUACAAUGAUAGGACUGCUCCAGUAGACAGAUUAAACUUAAUGAAGUGUUUGAGGGAUGAAACCUCCUCUUCAGUUGGAGCGGCAAAACAGAUACGUUGUAAUAAGGAUGAAGUGGAGGUUGUGAUAUUAUAUUGGUUGAAUAUACAAUUGUCCAGGUGUCCAAGAGCUGAAUAUAUAUAUAUUUGAAAAGACAAGAUGUUAUAGUGGUAAAUAAGGGAACCGGCUGUGGUUACGUAAACCACACGUUAAGUAAACAUUGUGCUAAAGUAGUAUUUAUUUAUUUGUAUUUUUCUUUUAUAUUCCAGCAACAGCUGCAAGGAAAGGGUUUUUGAACAACAUCCAGAUCUUAAACCUUGGUGUUAAUCACGAUAUUACCCAAUCUGGGUGGAGAGACUUUUUCCAGACACUAGAUAAUCUGCCCCAUUUAAAUGAGCUGUUCAUUAACAGACUUCAUAGCCACCAGUUUAAAACCGAUGCAUCGACUCUACAUUCAAUAAUUCAGCGUGUGUCACGACUUCACAGUUUAUCCUUGUUAGACAUGCACGGAUGGCUACUGGACAAAGAGGACCUAGAGAUGUUUAACUCCAUGAAACGAAAGCAUCCUCAGGGUAAAAGCUUUGCACUACUAUGGCAGUGGAUAUUACCGGUUCACCCUAUUGUGAUCGACUAAGUGGUCUGCACCUUCAAAAUUCUAAAAUUGCUAAAAUAUUUAUUUUACAGUUGAAAUUUAUUUUUUAUGUUUUGUUACUUAUUAAUGACACCCAUUCUGAAUGCUGCUUGAAAUAAAAUUUGUAAAUACAAACCCACAAGAGACAUUAUGGGAAAUGCCUUAAAAUAAAUACAGGUGAAAGGUUUUAUGUAUGCUAAUGGAAUUAUUGAGAAAAAAAAAACUCAUAUUUUAUACUUUUAACUAAUGUACAAUCUAACUUUAAAACUGAGUUGUGGUAGAUGGAGUAGUUUAACCCAGUUUUACAUUAAGCCAUAAACAGGCUUGGAAUUCUCGAGAUGCUGUCAUCAAAGAACAGUUGAAUGCACAUUAUCUGCUACAUCACUUUCUAUUCUGAAAAAUCUUGGUUGAGUUUCCAAAAGAAUUAUAAGCCUCAGAUUUUAACAGGGUUAUUCACAAAACUCCCAGGAGUUAUUUUUCUGCCCAUUAGCUCCCUGGAAUGACGUGCAUGUGGCAGACACUUUCUAAAACUAGCCAGCCUUGUAAAAACGUCUCACUGAGCUGAAGAGCUCUAUACUAUUUUUGGUUCCAUUUGCCAAAUACUAUAUUCCUCUGUCUCCAACCCUGCCUAUGAUUUAUGCAAAAUUUGUAAAAAAAAAAAAA